AUGACCGCACGCUUUCGAUUGCCUGCUGGCAGAACCUACAAUGUACGCGCGUCAGAGCAGGCACGAGACAGACACAGCACAGACGUGGUCUGCAAUAUUCUCCUCCUGGAUAACACUGUGCAAGCUUUUCGUGUAAAUGUAAGUAUUGAAAUGUUCUCUAAUCGUCACUUAUUUUCUAGGGCAAUCCCCGCACAUCAACUCUCCUGCUUUACAUGUAUAAUGGUAACCCACAGCAUUUGAUCUGCUAGGAAUCCAGUCAAUUCACUGUUACUCGGACAUAUUAUUGAGUUCACUUUAAAUUAAAACAUGGCUGCGGUAGCCUUUUGAUUCACAAGCACAAUCACUAAAAUUAAUCUGUAGUUUGCAAAUGUGCAGGUUACAGAGGGGUCAGCUAAAACCUUUUAUUAUAUUUCAAUAUUAAUUAUUAUAUGAUUACUUCUCAAGCACCAACAAAUUCUGUAGCACUGUACAAUGUGUUUGGUAAAACCGUGGGCACCUAAAGCCUGUUCACUCUGCAGCUAUUCAUAUGAUGCACAAGUUACAUUAUCCAUCUAAAUUCUUCCUGCCUUGGAUGGCACUAUGCAAACCAGCUCCCGAAGCUAGCACCCUUACAUUGCCAUUCAAGGUUAUUUGAGGGGUAUAAAGCAGAAAUGUAUCUCUGUGUUGAUGGAGUGUUUGUAGAAUGGCCAGGCUUUGGGUGCUAAGGGAGUUGUCAGUAAGUGGAUAGAUUAAAGUUGUACUUACCUGUUGUUCACAUCCUGCUGACUGUAACAUGGUGCCCUGGACUUGCAGCCGCUUUGACUCUAAAUGCCACUCCACAUUUCAUACCUAGGGGUUAUGGGAUGCCACCGCUUUGUUUGGGUGUGAGGUGGUUUCUGGCACAAAGCACAGGAAGGUUUAAUUCCCUAAGGUACAAAAAAAUUAAAAGUUUCAUACGUGCCCUUGGUAGUAAUUCUAGUGACUGCUUUCUGUGUAUGUGAAACUUUAAAGGACCACUCUAGGCACCCAGACCACUUCAGCUUAAUGAAGUGGUCUGGGUGCCAGGUCCAGCUAGGCUUAACCCAUUCUUUUAUAAACAUAGCAGUUUCUGAGAAACUGCUAUGUUUAUUAAUGGGUUAAGCCUUCCCCUAUUUCCUCUAGUGGCUGUCUCAUUGACAGCCACUAGAGGCGCUUGCGUGCUUAGAGCACCAAGCGUCCAUAGGAAAGCAUUGUAAAUGCAUUGUAAAUGCUUUCCUAUGUGGCCGGCUGAAUGCGCGCGCAUUCAGCCGGCGGGGAGGAACGGAGGAGGAUCGGAGGAGGAGAACUCCCUGCCCAGCGCUGGAAAAAGGUAAGUUUAAACCCCUUUCCCCCUUCCAGAGCCCUGAGGGGAGGGGGUCCCUGAGGGUGGGGGCACCCUCAGGGCACUAUAGUGCCAGGAAAAAGAGUAUGUUUUCCUGGCACUAUAGUGGUCCUUUAAGUUACGUCAAAUUAUAUUGGACAUGACAAGGUGCCCUUCAAGUAAUUAUUAAAAAUAAUUUGCUGCUUUCAUUUCACUGUUGGGAGGGAUGUGAUGCCUGUCAGAUGUCAGACCCCAUUCCCCUCAGUUUAUUUUAUUUGGGGUCUUUUCUUAACAUAUAUUGCUUGUACUCCAUGUCAGUUUGAUAAGGGAACCCUUUCUCAGACAUAUACAUUCAUAAAAGAUAAAUAAUACAUAGUGAAGUACAGUAUACAGAUGUAUAGCACGGCGGUUUUUGGUAGCACUCACAAGAUAUGAAUUCAAGAAGCGCCUCAAUGCUCUCAAAGGGGCUACCAUAGUCCUCUCUCCACACUGGGUCAAGAUUGUUACUCAGCAGGCACAGGAACUUACGGAGUCAGGGAUCAGGUAAAAAAUGAUAUCUUUAAUUGGGCUAAAAAUGCCUUUAAUAAAACAAUUAGAUAAAAAUAUUAUCAACAAAAGUAUAAAAUCUUCCAUAAUAAUUUUUUUUUUCUUCAAAUGUAUUUAAUUUAGUUAUUACCGUAUCCCGGUGUUUUAUGAUGAGAGAUCGAUAUAACCUGUUAUGAGGUAUCUUAGAAUUGAUUUAUGACGAUGUCAACGCUCAUAAAGUUCAGCAAAUACUUGUGUAUAUAUUUCUUUCCUUAUAUUUAAAAUCUAUCGUUCUGUCCACUCAGCUUUAUAUACAGCUUUAACCCGUUAAAGACACAUGACAUGUGUGACAUGUCAUGAUUCCUUUUUAUUCCAGAAGUCUGGUCCUUAAGGGGUUAAUAUAUGUGGAAUGCAUAUCAUCAUGGAGAUGGUGCGCAAACGAUAUCUGGACAUACAGACCAGAAGUUCAUCGUGGAACGCAUAUGACUUUAUUUGGGACACAAUCAGAUUAUAUCCGGUGUCUAAACGAGGAAUAUAAACCACGAUUGAAAUCACCCGCAGAAAGAAUCACGACAACCUACGGGAAGAACCUGCCAUCUAUAACCAAUGAGCUUAACACACAAUCAAAUCCACCUGGAGGAUUCUUCAAUCAACUUCUUUGAACCUGCACUAUUUAAUGGGACUUGGAGAGGGAUGGGAUCAUGCAGGCUUUUUCAUUGCUGUUCAUUUAUAUCAUAUCUCGGAGGAAGUCCAGUCUAGCUGGACAAAACGCGUUAAAAAUAUAAUCAACAAAAGUAUAAAAUAGUUUUAUUGAAGGCAUUUUUAGCCCAAUUAAAGUUAUUUUUUUACCUGAUCCCUGACUCCGUAAGUUCCUGUGCCUGCUAAGUAUCAAUCCUGACCCAGUGUGGAGAGAGGACUACGGUAGCCCUUUUGAGGGCGGGCAUUGAGGCGCUUCUUGAAUUUAUAUCUUGUGAGUGCUACCAAUAACUGCAGUGCUAUACAUUUGUAUACUGUACUUCACUAUAUAUUAUUUCUUUUAUGUUAUAGACCACCAGCUGUAUCCCUAUUUUUUGCAUAUAUCUACCUAUCUAUCAGAGGUGCUACAGGGGAAGGCCUCUUUGGGAAGCUGUCUUGUUUGUAUUAAGCCAAGUACCAUUUGUUUAUCCACUCCAUUUUUUGUUUAAGGGCAACAUACUUUUUAUACAUGCAUGGACAAGUAUGGCAGAUGGCUUUCAUCAUCAAUCUAUUUAUUAAGCUAAUAAUUUUACAGUGAGGGGAAGAGAUGGGAUGAUAAACUACUGAUCCCACAAACCCCUGCUUUAGCAUAAAACAAAGGAAGGAUCAGAAAUCUCUAAUUUGAUAAUUGAUCAUUCACAGGUUGACAUUACACUCCAGUCUGAGGAUAAUUGGUUGCUCAGUGUACUUGGUUUAUUUUAUUUAUGUGACAGGCUAAUGAUGAUACUUAAUAUUUAAGUAUCCCCUUCCCCAAACACUUUCACAAGGAUUGACCCAGUUUGACCCCAAUGUAGUUAGGUGAUCUUCAUUCCCAUUGGGCAAAUUAACAUUGUUGUCUAAUCCGUUAGCUCUUUGGUGAUAAAACAGAGAUGCGCUUCUGCGAAUGUGACCUUUGGGAGAGCAUCAGGUGUCCUUGAUAGGAACACUGCAUUUCUACAUACGUACAUUAAUGCAGUCUAAGCACCAUCACCACUACAUCACAAUGUAGUAGUUAUGGUGCCAGGAGUCAGCCUGAGCACCUGUGGUACUUUUUAUAUUUUUUUGUAAUAUUGCUAAAGUGUAAAUUCCCGUUCUGAGAUACCAAUUUUGUCCAAGUUUGAACAUCAUUCUUGUUCUGUGAGUGGACCAAAGUGGUGCUGGGAUGUGCACGUGAAUUUUAUUUUUUUGUUUUUAAGUUGUACUAAAGUUGUAUUGGUUUUCACAAAUCUCGUUAACAAUACAGCUUUUCCAAAUUAACAUUGAUACAACUGUCCAAUGUGACAUAUAAUGCUGCAGCUGUGGUUAUUCAGAGAGAUGGAAUAUGAAAACCGUUUAAUAUUUAGUGAUACAUACAUCAAUGAAUAGAGGAGUGUUACAAAAGAGGGAAGGGGAUAGGAGAACACUGCAAUUUAGGAUGGUACUCUGAAUCCUUCAUUUCCAGCUGUGGUCAACAAUGUUACAACUUUUAGAAAUUCACAUUAUUGAUACAACUUCUCACUUAAUUAGAUAUACCAUCCAAAUUACUUCUAUGGGUGCAGCUCACAAGACUUCUCUUGCUGCUCUAGGAGGUCUGCUAAUGCAUUUUAUUUGAUAUAGUCGCCAUACCUCAUUCCACAAUGUACUUGCACAAUCAUGUUUAUGGGUUUGUUUCAGACUUUCCAUAAGCAUUUGGAAUGUUGGUAUCACAGUUGAGACCCAUUUCACUGCUAGCAAGGUCAAUCAAAUUCUCAAGUAGAGUGUAACAUUUUAUUUUCUGGGGAAGAGCUCUGCGUAACGAACGCUGGCAUUUCAUUUACUCGUUAGUUCGCAUUCUCCCGAACUGCUAGGUACUUAGUGAAUAUUGCCAGCAGUUCUGAGCGCUGAUUUGUACGCUCCCCAAGAAUCAAGUACAGCAUACAGUAAAUCCAGCAGUUCGUCAGACACAUACCCAAACAUCCGCCUAGACUAGAUGAAGGGUACAAAAGGAAUGUUUUAUUCAGGCCAGAUGGCCUGCUUUUAUGCACGCCCACAACACACGCACUAAAUUCCUGAGUCACAAUGACUUAAAAUACAAAAUCUGAAAAGUACAUGAUAAUACACAUAAAACGUAUAUGGACCCCCAUAAAUGUCAAAUGGGGAUAGCCUGGAUCUGAGCGCCCAAGUUGUCCAAAUAGCGCUCAGAUGCCACGAAUACAGCUGAAUCGCGACCUGGGUAAAGUUUUGACCGACCUCUCAUGAGGCGCUUGCACAAAACUGUUUCACAGGUGUACCAAACCGAAUAAAACCACGAAUGGUUCCCCUGGCUAUAGGUAGCGUUUGUUCACCGGGUUUGUGCGAACAAACCUACCAAACAGCGCUCUCCUGGGAAAAGAAGCAUGCAUUCGCGAAGUUGACCAGUGUUCGCAGAGUCGAAUGUCCAACUUGGAGUUCCAGGCACACGACGACCAAGUCCUGCUGCUUUUUUUUGUGCGACAAGAUGGCCGCCGUUUUUUCCCAGCAUGUGUUGUUUGGUUAUACGAACGGUGGCAACACAGGGAGAGCUAAUUCAUGCUGUUUUUUUUGAGUUUCAUGAAACAGAGGGGUGGUUGUUUUUUUCCAUAGAUUUAUCUACCGAACCGAAAAAGUUAACUUUGUGAACCAAAAGGUGUAGUUUUCUUCAUACUUUGCUUGUAUGAUUCUAUCUGGCAGUUACUGCUUGCCAGCUUAGUAAAGUGCCACCAAAUACGGGAUAUUGUUCCUGUAUCGUUCAAGCACCUUCAUAAUUUAUUAGACGUAUUUGGGCAAACAUUGGCAAAGAAGGUGGGUACCAGAUACCACCUGUAGAGGUGUGCUUGUUAUUUUAAUGCAUGCAGCCGCUUUUCAUAUUGUAGUGUCCCUGGAAAGUGUUACAUUGUGUUAGUGAGCUAAUAAGCUUAUUAUUCACAAUCUGCUUAAGAGUCAAUGUGUAAUAUAUGUCUUAAUGCAGGAGGCAAGGUCACAGCUGCCGGUGACUGUCACGUCUUUGGCAAUAGCUCUACAUACCUCGGUUCGUAUCAUCUCAAGCUUUAAGUUUAGAAGCAGUCGGGUCUUCUUUCCCAAGACCCCUUAGAGGUUUCUAACACAUAUACAGGCUGCAUGAUUGAUGAAUAUGAGAAUGCAAAACUUACAUGUACAUGUUUCUUCUAUGUUUUACUUUGCUGUUUAUUUACUUAGAUAGGCGACAUUCAUUAAAGGGAACCUGUCAUUACUUUACUUUAACUGACACCCACAAUAGGCACUGCAUAUAUUAUUUUCAUACUGAUAAAUGAUCUAAUCCGUCUAAUAUUUAGGGAUAAUUAAACUGGCCUCUGACCCAACACUGCCAUCUCUGCGAGUAUGUCAUAAUAUUAUAACGCCCACUCACAGUCACUCCUUUGUCCCGCCCAAAGUGUAAAAGGAUUGGCAUUGCUUGAAGACACGUCCGCAGACAGGACAGCCAUCGCCAGUGAAAGAUGUCUGAACAAUACUGCUCUAGGCAGCCCUAAAACCCUUGAUUACUUCUCAAGGGACCAGCCCACACCUUAACAAUUUCAAUACACUAUAAUGGUUGUGGUGCUUGCUAUAAGUACUCCUUAAGAGUACUAACUUAAAUCUGACGUGGUAUUGGGAGAUCCCUACACAGCAUUGUACACUGAAAUUUAGAGUUAGAAUUAUGUUAUCAAUGCGACAAGGGAUUUUAUUUCUGUUUUCCUUUUUAGUAUAAGCAUAUUCUAAAUUAUGAUGUUUGGGUAUGUUACUUUAGGUGAAGUCAAAGUUAUGUUUCUUUGCAUUUUUUUUUUUUUUGCUUUGUGCAGAAUUGUCUAAUCCAGGCUGCAACGAAUAGGGCAUACAAGGUGAUCUGAUUUUAAAUUGCUAUAAAUGCUUGGUAAUCAGGAAUAUUGAUUUCUGUUUUAAAAGGGAACUGUGUCUUUCUAGAUGUGUAAUACUAUAAUUAUCUCUUGUAUAUAACAAAUAUCUGUACGUUAUUAAAAAAAUAAACUCACACCUCUUUAUGGUGGAGCUGGGGGCCUCCAUUCCUGUCAAUCAUUGUUAUAAACUUUUGUCAUUUGCACCUGGCAUACAGAGAGUCAUUUGCCAAAUCUUUAAUACAAGAAAUGUAAUUUUUAAAUAUAUAUAUAUAUAUAUAUAUAUAUAAAAACCAUGAAAAGGGUCAAGAUAAGUUGGAACAUUUUCAAUUUUUUUUAUUGAAUGGUGUAAAUUUCCACUGGGAAAUUAACUUUAAAAUAUGGUUCAAGUCAUGUUUGAAGAAGAGGAAGAGACCCAAGCUCCAGAAACUGAUAAAACAUUUUUUUAGGACAAGAUGAGACAAGAUGUCUGUAUCUCUUUGCAACUAUUUUACAAUAAACCAUGAAGUAGGAUCGGUAAAUAAGUUAGUUGUACUUUCUCAUCCGUGAGCAAGGCCAGUGGCGAGCCGUGACGCCUUAUGCUUGGGAAUCCUUGGUUUAGUGAAUGCCCCUAUAGUUACUACAGUUUGUACCCUCUGUUACCCCGUGUUUUGAAAAGAAAUAAUUGCUGCUUUAUCUUUUUGUUUUAUCUAGCAGAGUGUAAACCUUUUGAGAUUGUAAAUCCUGUUUUUAUUUUUUUGUAUCUUUCAGAAACACGACCAUGGACAUGUUCUGCUAGGAUUAGUGUUUAAGUUUCUUGAUUUGACAGAGAGAGACUAUUUUGGAUUGCAGAUUGAUUCCUGUGAGAACCCUGUAAGGAUGUCUUCCUGCUUUUUCCUAAUGUUAUUUAAUGUGUAAGAAUCGUAAUUGGCAUGGGUGAAAGAGUUUGUGCCAGCACUGUUACAAUGCACAGCUUAUAAAAAUUGGAUCCCAACUUUGGCUUUUGUUAAGAAAUUUCCUGCUGUGCUGUGUUGAUGCAUCACUUGGGCCCCUAAACUUGUGUGACUCAUGCAGUCACCAUACGUUUGUCAACAGUUCAUCCAUUCAGUCCGUCCUAUUUCCUGUCUGCCUAAAACCUACUUACAUGUAAUUUGGUUCAUCUUUUUCUUGCCCCAAAUAUUGUCUAAGUGGGAUUUUCUCUACUACUGUUGAUGUUGUCUUAUUCCCCAUAUCCAUCAGAUUCCACAAUCUACAUGUUACCAUAUCAUCUGUCUGGCUUCCAAUCAUGCUGUCUGUCUGUAGCGCUCUUUCAUGUAGAUUAGAUAUUGCUUGGCCCUCAUUGACCUUAAAUAAACUAAUUUCUAUGUGUCUUAAACUUGUUAUUUUAACAACUGAUGAUAUUAUUUAUCAGCCGUUUUUACUGUGCAUAUAUGCCAAUAUAUAUAUAUAUAUAUAUAUAUAUAAAAAUACAUUUUGAAUGUGACUUUUUUGUUUUAGCGGUGGCUAGACCCAAAUAAACCCAUCAGAAAGCAGCUGAAGAGUAAGUAAAUUGUUCUCUGUCUUGUCCAGUGCGUGGGUUCAGCUUUGUGCGCUCUGUUUUGUCCUGCAAGUUUUGUUUGUCAUUGUUACAUGCUUUUUUUAUCUUUUUUGCCUAUUUUUCAAUCCUUUUUGUGUUUGUUUUAUUCCUUCUGUGGGACUUUUUUUUUUUUGUAUUUUAUAUUUUCCUUUUUGUAUAUGUCUUAUAUUCUUAUGCGUUUGUUUUAUUCCUUGUUGUGUGUUUUCGUAGGGGGAUCUCCUCACAGCUUGAACUUCAGAGUCAAGUUUUUUGUCUCUGACCCAAGCAAACUGCAGGAGGAAUAUACAAGGUAGGACCAGUUACUAAGAAAGGUCUUUAUUUUUCUAACUGUCUUUAUGAGAUAAGACCUUGUACAUGUAACAAUGUGAAGCAAAAGUUUGAAUGAUAAUUAUUACUCCCUUUCUGAUAUGAUGGUAACAGUGAUGUGGAUUGUGAUACUAUUUUGCAGAAUAUUGUUAUUUAUGGUAUGUGAAUCAGAAGUAAUGAGUCGAAACUCAGUCUGGCUCGCUACCAAUAAAGAUAACAUGUGAUUGUAUCUUUAUUGAAUUCUGGCACAUUAGAUAAAAUGUUUUCACUGUCAAGGCCAGCGCAUGUCAUAGACACUCAGUUUACAAUGCACAUGGAAUCAUGAAAAGACUGGUUUUAACAUUUUAUCUGAAGAUAUUUGACCAAAAUAAUUUAUUAUAAGUUUAUUAUAACAUUAUGAGCCCUUAGCGCAAAUAACUUGGUAACAUUGUCCAUAGAUAUGUAAUAAUGUAAUAUAUAACAAUCUCAAUGUCAUUACCAAUGGCUACCUUGCAGAGCAAGAAUGGAAAUAGGAAGUCACUUAUACAGCAUGUAUGCAUUACAAAAUAAUACACAAAAACUAUAAAUACAUAUAAUCAGUUAUUUUUAAUAGUAAUAAAUGACAGUCUCUCUUUAAGCCACCAGCCCUAGUCCAUUUGAUUGUGAAAUAUUGUGAUUGCUGCAGUUCAGUUGCAGAGUUUUUUCAACCUAUCAAUAUAAUGAAUUGUUUAUAUAAUGAGGAACAAUAUAAUAAAUCUCCCAUAGGAGAAGGUGUGUCCAAUAGCUUAAAUUGAUUCAUAUUAAAACAGCAGCUCUAAAGUACACAUUUGGGAAUACCCUCUUCCCCACUCACCAAAUACAACAAAUAUAGAGCAGAUUGUAACUGUUACACAUGUGCGUAUAGCUAAUAACGAGAUGCACUCACAUGGACAGGAGCCUAGACUUAAUCUGCACAAUAAAUUUAGGCUCCUGUCCAUGUGAGUGCAUUUAGUUAUCUGUACGCACAUGUGUAACCGUUACAAUCUGCACUAUAUUUGUUUUGUAUCUUUUCUUUUAUAUAUUCGUUGUCUUUCCUGUUGUACCCUAUCAAAAGGGUAAACGAUUUUUGGUUUGCACUAUCCAGCGACUUACUAUUUUUGUAUAGGUUUACCAUUUAUAUCACCUGUAUAAUGUGUAUAUAUUAUGAGUCUUGAGAUGUAUAGAAAAAAACUGCAGGUCAGUUACAGUGAAAGCAGGUUUAUCUUAUGCCAGAAACAGUUUAUGGUGACAACUCAACAGUUUUACUUCAGAAAUGUGUACCUUUUAACAUAAAUUCAGACUUUCAUCAUCAUUCGAAGGGCUAAGAAAUAACAGAAUCCUAUUGGGAGCAAGCCUUGUCCCCACUAGAUCCCUCUCUGCGAAAGCACCUUGUAGUCAAGUAAUUUGAUAGUUCAGCGUGAUUUAUAUUCAUCAGAUUCAGCACAGAACGUUUGACUAACCAGCCUCUCUCUUCAGGUACCAGUACUUUCUUCAGAUAAAACAAGACGUUCUAACAGGCAGGUAAGACAAACUGGUAAUUGGCACAAUUCCUUAACUCCCCGUGAGAGAUUGGCAGUUAAUUGUAGUUAACAUCAUUUUCAAGCUAUGUUAUGCUGCUGGAUUGUAAAUGUACAGAUAAUGUUCUGAAGUCUCUGUAACAUUUUAUAAUAAAAUGGCGUGCCACACAUGUUCUUUAUUAGACUUACUGCAUUGAGGGCACUUGUAAGGAAAUCUUUCCAUCUUUGAAAGAUAUGUUUAUGUAUGUGUGACGGACCGCUGGCACUCUGACCGAGUACCUCUGCCAAUCGAUGCUCCUAGUGCUCACCCAGGACUCCAAGCACUCCAUGCAACACCAUCAGCACUGCAGACCCCAUUUCCAGCAACACAACUGCACCAGGGUCUUGCUGUCUCCACCCACCCUGGACCCAAGGCUAGGAUCCAGCUCCAGUGGGUGAACCUCUCUUUCCCCAGAGAGCAUAACAGGAACAGAACAGCUCUUACAAGAGCUCAGUGAUUAUAGCAAGAGAGUAUGACGAGCAUAGCAAUCCCUUUUAGCAGAUUCCACCAAUAAGAGACAGGACUUAGAUUGAGGAUGAAGAACUGUCUAAAACUUUAUUUCACUUGGGACUAUCCCAUAUGGUCAUUACAUUAACAUUGCUGUGAAAACUCCAUUAAAUUACAAGCAGUCAAAUCAUAGCAGGCAGCAUACAGUGACUUAUUAUAACAUAAUUACAUAUUUAUAAAUGGGUGGGGAAGACCAUAUUUAACACAAAAUUUCUCUCCUGCAUGCAGAAUUAGCAAUAUGCAAAUCUACCCGAAUAUGCAAACUACCAGUCUUGCUAUUCGGGUAGUGCAUAUUACUGUUGCUACCAAUAGAGGGCACUACACAAGCUCCAUAGCCAAAUCCACCUAGUUGGUAGCAAUCCUCAGCAGCACUGGAGAGCAGGCAAUACAUCCCAGGGGCCAUAGGCACAUGGCAAGAGGCUAGCAAUCAGUCCUCUCCAGGCACAAGUGGCGAUGUUAAUUUAGCCACAGUAUAGAUUAAAUUAAAAUAGAGGAAUUCAUUAUGAAACAUAUAAUAUGAUCCGUGCAUUAUGAGAUGUAAAGUGCAUGCAAAUGUAUAGAUAACCUAUUAUUCUUUCCUUUAAUAUUUGAGCUUCUAUCAAUAUUAACAGAACAAAGUAAGAAUGGCUUCUAAUGCUUAUUGGCAAAGAUCUGUACUGUCUGCUGUGGUUGAUUGCAUAAAAAAUAUCAUAUAUAUAUAUUGACAGUAGUGAAUUGGACCCAAACCUGUAAUUGAAGUGACACAUAUAUUCUGCAUUUACUGAUCAUUUUGUUAGUACUGUGUAUAGAUUAAAUAUUUUACUUCUCCAAAGUCUGUUCUAUAUUAGUCACACUUGUAAUGACUAAUGUCUGGUCGAUGGUAAUAUAUACCGUAUUUAUUUUUUUCCAUGCAUCUGUUUGUUCUUUCUUUUUCUGUACAGAUUGCCCUGUCCUUACAAUACUGCAGUGCUAUUGGCUUCUUAUGCAGUUCAGUGUAAGUAUAAAUAUCAAGUGUCAGUAGCCAUUAAUUGGAUUGGGAUUUUCCAAGAAUUCAGUGUGACUGGUUCUUGUUCUUUAUCAUUUUUUAAAAUUAUUUAAGGAAUAUUCUCUUCAUUUUUCUUAUUGGAAAUUUAAAAAAAUGUCAUACACUAUAGCCCAUAUGUGUAUUAUUUUGAAUACAUACAUUAGGCUGUGUGUACACCAUGCUCACAGCACAAACAAUCCAUACUGGCCCACACACACCCGCGUCUGCCCAUCUGCUAUCAGAAUAAUACAUAUACAUAUCGGCUAUAUUACAUAAUCUCUUAUUUUCAAAAAUGAUGACACAAUCAUGGCACUUUUCCUUGACUUAAAAAUAUAUCUCAUUUAUUUUUUAUUUAAAUCUACUGCAUCAUUUGCUCUGUGUAUGAGGGUGUAGAGGUUUGUGGCUAUUUUCAUUAACACAUCUCGUUUCCUGAGCAGGAAGCUGUGUUAGGACAAGAGUGGAAAAUGAGGGUGAAAAAGAGAAUUGCUUCCCACAGCCUGCUUAAAAAUAACAUGUUUGGGUUAAAUUAUACCGCUCAUGUUAGCUGCUCCUGGGUUUCUUCAAUAAACAGAUUCACUGGGAUCUUGUCCUCUGUAUGUAUUCGUUUACAAUAAGAAUCUUGCAGAAUGUUGGCUUUUGCUUCUGUCUGCUGACAGCACCUGCCUGCAGGGAUAUCCCCUUGUUUUCUUUUGGGUGGUCUUCUUGGCUUAAUGCUGGGCAUACUCACAGCGGCUUUCCUCUGGGCUCUUGUUGGAUGUAUUUUUAUGCACUGGUUAGUUUGGUCCUUUUUGGUUUUAAAGAAACAAAUAAUGUGAAAAUAAAAAAGAUAAUUUUAGUAUGGAUUUAAUUUUCAAAAUAAUAAUUAUAAUGCUUACCUGGCUUUAGAGCUGAUUUUUAUCUCCCCUACAGUGAUAUUGUGAUUUAAAACAAUUGUAUUUUAAUUGUAAGAUUUUGAAGUUCACACAAUGUUAAUGGCAGUGUAGGGAGAUGACCAUAGAUUGGAAGAAUCAGACUAAUGUAAGUAGUGAACUACAUGGCUGGUAUGACUAAAAAAAAAUCACCUAAUAUUUCCACAUAGUUCUCAAUAUGUCAUUUGUGGAAUGCAUGCUAUGGGUCAUGUGAGUGAUGGUUGCCCUGUCACACGUGGGGUGUACAUGCCUGUGUCAUGGUUUCUCUCUGGUAUAGGAUACACGCUGCAGUUAAUAACCUUUUUUCGUUUUCUCUUUCAAAGCUGAAUUAGGAGACUACAGCAAUUCAGAUCACUUGCCUGGCUAUCUUGGAGAUUUCUCAUUCAUCCCAAUCCAACCAGAAGACUUUGAGAAAGAAAUAGCAAAAUUGCAUCAACAGCACACGUAACUUCCCCCUAAUUUAUUAUUAUAGCGGCAACAUAUUCUGCAGUGGUUUAUAACUUUACAUUGUGGAUGUUUAAUGUCCAGUAACUUAAAAAAAAAAACCAAAAAACGUAAAAAAUUAAGGUUAAGAGGGUUCUGGCCGAAUGAGCAAUCUAGGAUACCCUAAAGCUGAAAUUUGAAAGGAAUGUUUCUGUACCUGUGGAUUAAGCAUUUACAGGCCUUUUUUAAUUGCUCACUGAUUUCCUGCCUAUUAAACAUGCAGGUACACAGCUUUCACAGAACAGUUAUUUGUGGGAAUAAUUAACCAUGUUCUUACCUUGGACAUUGGUUAAUGCAUUUGAUUUACCUAUGUUCCAGUUUAAAAUGUAUAUUUACUUAAUUGAGCGAGCAAUGAUUUAAAGUAUGUACCCUCUCUUCUUUUACUCAGUAAUUGAAGUAUAAUUUGCUGCAGCAAGCAUGUUUUGUUCACUAUGAGCCACUUAAAGGGACACUAUAAUCAACUGAACAACUUUAGCUUAAUGAAGCCGUUUUGGUGUAUAGAACAUGCCCCUGCAGCCUCACUGCUUAAUCCUCUGUCAUUUAGGAGUUAAAUCCCUUUAUUUAUGAACCCUAGUCACACCUCCCUGCAUGUGACUUGCACAGCCUUCCAUAAACACUUCCUGUAAACAGAGCCCUAUUUAGGCAUUCUUUAUUGCAAGUUCUGUUUAAUUACGAUUUUCUUAUCCCCUGCUAUGUUAAUAGCUUGCUAGACCCUGCAAGAGCCUCCUGUAUGUGAUUAACGUUCAAUUUAGAGAUUGAGAUACAAUUAUUUAAGGUAAAUUACAUCUGUUUGUUAGUGAAACCAGUUUUUUUUUCAUGCAGGCUCUGUCAAUCAUAGCCAGGGGAGGUGUGGCUAGGGCUGCAUAAACAGAAACAAAGUGAUUUAACUCCUAAAUGACAGAGAAUUGAGCAGUGAAAGAGCAGGGAAUGAUCUAUACACUAAAACUGCUUUAUUUAGCUAAAGUAAUUUAGGUGACUAUAGUGUUCCUUUAAUAAUUUGAUUACCAACACCAACAUUUCCCCUCACCUUAUAUGAAGGUGUGUUAAUGUAGAUUUCAGGGUGAACUGCAGAAAAUCACUGUUGGCUGAUCCAUGCACUCUAUCGACCACAGGCUGUUUGCGGUUAUAACUCCAGAAAGCAAUGGAUUUAAAAAUUAUUUAAUAAUGUCUUCAUGGUGAGAUGGUCCACCAGGAGAAGCAACAGUACAGGGAGGAUCAUCACACUUGUUGGUUCUAAUUUUCCUUUUCCAUGAUGUUAUCUGCUGAAACCUGCUGAUUAUUAUUAUUCAUACUUUGCACAUUUGGUGAAUGAUUUUUGGGCAUUUUAAUACUUUUUUUUUAGCUACUGCAGUCCAUUGUUUGUAUUCAUGGGUAUAUAGUAUUACGGUAUUUCUACCAUUUCUGAGUUUGUCGUUUGCGAGACCAAACAAGCUGUAGCUCUCAAUGCCUACGUUUAGGACAGGUGGGUAGUGAUAGUGAUUGUUAUCCUGGCUGUAUUGUAGCUGGAGUUAAAGUAUCGCUGAAGGAUUAACAGGCUUUCCUUUCCUAAAUGCCUGCAUUAUCUUUCUUCAGAGGCCUGACACCGGCAGAGGCAGAAUUCACUUAUCUCAACACCGCGCGGACAUUAGAACUUUAUGGUGUCGAAUUGCACUAUGCUCGGGUAAGUGAUUGCUUAUGUUUUUUUUUGGUUUUUUUGUGAAUUAUCCACUCAAUCCUCAUCUCACAUCUAAUUUGUCCGCAGUAUAUGUGUUAAAGGAGGAAAUUUUGGGGAAUUUUUUUUUUACCGGUUUGUCCUUAUUCAUUGAUCCCUCUGAUCAGCCAUUAUGGAAUAUGGGCUGUCUCUGAUCAGCCAUUAUGGAAUAUGGGCAAUACUUGUAGGGUGCUACCUAAUAAAAAUAAAAAGUCUCAAUAUAAAAUGGGUAAUGCUGAUAGUAUUCAUAAAUAAGUCACCACAAUGUUGAGAUGGUCCAAUAUUUUAAAUAAUGUAUUCACUCUCGUCAUAAAAAAGAGCAACAUAGCGUGAUACAGUAACAAUGUAGUACAAAAACUUUCCCAGCCCCCUUAUAAAACAAAUCUCCACGUUUGUGAGGCCAAGGAAUGUCCUCUUGUAACAGGCACUAUCUACGCGUUUCGCCCAUCUGAUGUGGGCUUUGUCAAGAUUAGUGCCGCGGCUGACACUGAAUCACUUUAUACCCUCGACUGAGGCUAAGCAACCAAUUAUUCUUAAAGGUACACUGGAGUAUAGGCAUUUCAAAGACUUAACGCUUCAUUCCACCAUAAUUCAACAAAACAAUGAAGAAUUAACCAUUUGCAGCAUAGUGUAAUGAAUAUAUAAACAGUACUAAGAAAAAAACCUUAUUAUAAUGAAAUAAAAUCAAUCAAUAAGGGGUCUCUUGUGACCCACUCUUACAGUAUACAAGUACAAUAAAGGUAAAUUGGAUAUAAUCAUAUCAUAGUUCUCAAAAUUUAUAGAACAUCAUAUAAACAUUGUCAAAUUUUAAAAAUAUCAUCAAAGUAUAUAUAUAUUCAAUCCAACGAGUUUUUCAGUGUGUUUUAGCAGCUUCUAAAUUUGUCUCAUAAUAUUUUUAGCCAAUUUUCCAGUAAUUUUUCCAGUAUAUCUAUUCAUUAUCGUGCUCUCUUUUACUUUUUUACUUCCUAUAGAAUAUGGGCUGUCUCUCAUUGGUCAUUAUGGAAUGUGAGCUGUAUUUCAUUGAUCUUUAUGAAAUAUGGGCUUUCUGAUCGAUCUUCAUGAAAUAUGGACGCUCUUGUCUUAAUGGAAUAUGGGCUGUUUCUGAUCGGUCAUUCUGAAAUAUGGGCCGUCUCUGGUCAUUCUGAAAUAUGGGCCGUCUCUGGUCAUUCUGAAAUAUGGGCCGUCUCUGGUCAUUCUGAAAUAUGGGCCGUCUCUGGUCAUUCUGAAAUAUGGGCCGUCUCUGGUCAUUCUGAAAUAUAGGGCCGUCUCUGGUCAUUCUGAAAUAUAGGGCCGUCUCUGGUCAUUCUGAAAUAUUGGGCCGUCUCUGGUCAUGAAAUAUGUCAAACAACAAUAUACAGGUGGCGCUAAGAAAAAUACUCCAAACACAAUAGCAUAUACUAAGAGCAAUAAAAGCACACAGGAUAUAAAACUUGAAAGAAUAAAAAAUACCAAAUGGUACGGCACAGUCUCGAAGGUGGCAAUAGAUCUUCUAGUCCUGGUAUGGGACUUGUUUGGUAGCUUCGCUUAAUAGCAGUAUAUGAAAAGAAAGCAAAACAGAGGCAAACCAAUAGUGCAAUAUGGUAGUACGUGGUAGGACGAACGACCCUUAGAUAAGAUGUCAACUCACAUAUGGUAGAGCUAUAACCAGCUCUAGAUAAAACAGCAUGCAGUGGUAUACAAUCCCUACUUGCAGGAUAUCCCUCUGGUUUUGGUACACAGUAGAAUGGUAGUAAAUCACUACGGGAUAACGGUGAGGUAGAUCAUAUGGAAUGACAAAAAAGCAGCCACUAGUCAAUAUUUACCUUAUUGAUACUUCCCUAUCUAUAUAGAGAAUAUAGAUAGGGAAGUAUCAAUAAGGUAAAUAAAAAUAUACUUACAAUAGAGUGAGCAGACUAACCGCUCUAUGGAUCAAGCCUGAGUGGUUUAAUCCCCACCAAGGAUUUCUUUUGUUGGUUUUCCGCAGUAGGUAAUGGAUCCAGAUGUCAGGUAAAAGUAUAAAAAUAAAUAAUAAGUUCUUAAAAUAUAUGGCUAAAAGGCAGGUAGUGAGAUAGCCAAAAUACUUUAUUUAACAACAGCAUAAAAACCACAACACGUUUCUCCCCUUAGGGCUUUCUCAAGAGGUUCUUUGUUCAGCAUUAUGAAAUAUGGGCUGUCUCUGGUCCUUAUGAAAUAUGGACUGUCUCUGAUCGGUCUUAAUGGAAUAUGUGCUGUUUCUAGUUAUUAAUAGAAUGGGAAAAAUAAUUUUUCACAAAUCUGAAAGUUUUGUCUAAAGUUUGGAAUUCAGUUUUUGGAAAUUUGCCACAUUAUUUCAAAGAAUAUUUUUUUCCUGAUUGUUCCCCUUCAAGCAACUUGUUAUUUUUACUGCAGUUUUUAAUUUGUUUUAUUGACACUUUUAAUGUGAACUCAUCAUUCCCAAAUGAAUGGAGGAGAGAUUUCUUUUUAGCUGUGUUAUCAAAUGUGAUCUAUGCUUUUCUGCUUGCUUAAUCACCAGAAAAUAUGUAGGGCAAUAGAUUAUUUAUUUAAAAUCUUUAAAUGAGAUGUGUUUUUUUUCCUUCUUAGAUUCAUUGUUGGCUCUCCAUGAGAGUGAAUGGGUUUAGAGUGCACUAACUGGUGCUGAAAUUAUUUCAGACACUUCAAAGACUAUGCAACUGUGAUCAGUCAAUGCAGUGUGUAUUUUCUAAUUAAUAGGUGGGGGUUUAACUGCUGGGCUAUAGCCCUGGGUAUACCCAGGAAACCGUAAACUACCUUGUUUUAAGUUAAAUUUGAGUAGUGAUGUAAAAUGCAAUCAGAUUAGUGGACACGUGAUAUUACAGCAUUCAGCAUUUCUCUGAUGUGUUAUGGUCUAUGUGAUCUUACUGCUGGUAGAGUAGGGCUGGAGAGCUAGUGAUGCUAAAGAUUGAGCUGUGUCGGAUAGCCGCACUUUUAAUGGAGCUCUAUUUAUAAUGUUUAUCUGGGAUGUUAGUUCCUGUAAAAGAUCAGUUUAUACCAGUAAUGGUUAGGAAGCCAGAUUAAACCAAGGAAUGGCUGGCAACAAAUACCAAUUUCUACCACCUAUUUAGCUCCCAAAGGCUUAUAAUCUAAAAAUACCUACCUGACCAAAUUGGAAACCUGCCCUAUGUUUUGCAUACUUUACAUCCUUCAUGCCAACAAUGUCAUUUAGUGUUUAUUUUUUUAUUUUUUUUUAUUUUAGGAUCAAAGUAACAAUGAGAUUUUGAUUGGUGUCAUGUCUGGAGGAAUACUAAUUUACAAAAACAGGGUACGCAUUAACAGCUUUCCAUGGUAAGGAGCUCGCUUAUUACAUUUUUAACUAAAAUUGUUAAAGAUGUAUUUUUUUUUUUUUGUAUUAUUUUUUUUGCAAACUACCAAUUUAAUGUGUGUCUGUGUGGAGAUUAUUAUUAAUAUGAUAUUUAUAGAGCGCCGUCAAAUUCCGCAGCGCUUUACAAUGGGUGGACGAACAGACAUGUAGUUGUAACCAGACAAGUUGGACACACAGGAACAGAGGGGUUUAGGGCCCUUCUCAAUGAGCUUACAUGCUAGAGGGAGUGGGGUAUAGUGACACAGCAACAGAGGGAUUGAGGCCCUGCUCAGUGAGUUUACAUGUUAGAGGGAGUGGGGUAUAGUGACACAGUAACAGAGGGAUUGAGGGCCUGCUCAGUGAGUCUACAUGUUAGAGGGAGUGGGGUAUAGUGACACAGUAACAGAGGGAUUGAGGGCCCUGCUCAGUGAGUUUACAUGUUAGAGGGAGUGGGGUAUAGUGACACAGUAACAGAGGGAUUGAGGCCCUGCUCAGUGAGUUUACAUGUUAGAGGGAGUGGGAUAUAGUGACACAGUAACAGAGGGAUUGAGGGCCCUGCUCAGUGAGUUUACAUGUUAGAGGGAGUGGGGUAUAGUGACACAGUAACAGAGGGAUUGAGGGCCUGCUCAGUGAGGUUACAUGUUAGAGGGAGUGGGGUAUAGUGACACAGUAACAGAGAGAUUGAGGGCCUGCUCAGUGAGUUUACAUGUUAGAGGGAGUGGGGUAUAGUGACACAGUAACAGAGGGAUUGAGGGCCUGCUCAGUGAGUUUACAUGUUAGAGGGAGUGGGGUAUAGUGACACAGUAACAGAGGGAUUGAGGGCCCUGCUCAAUGGGCUACAUGUUAGAGGGAGUGGGGUAUAGUGACACAGUAACAGAGGGAUUGAGGCCCUGCUCAGUGAGUUUACAUGUUAGAGGGAGUGGGGUAUAGUGACACUGUAACAGAGGGAUUGAGGGGCCUGCUCAGUGAGUUUACAUGUUAGAGGGAGUGGGGUAUAGUGACACAGUAACAGAGGGAUUGAGGGCCUGCUCAGUGUGUUUACAUGUUAGAGGGAGUGGGGUAUAGUGACACAGUAACAGAGGGAUUGAGGGCCUGCUCAGUGAGUUUACAUGUUAGAGGGAGUGGGGUAUAGUGACACAGUAACAGAGGGAUUGAGGGCCUUCUCAGUGAGUUUACAUGUUAGAGGGAGUGGGGUAUAGUGACACAGUAACAGAGGGAUUGAGGGCCUGCUCAGUGAGUUUACAUGUUAGAGGGUGUGGGGUAUAGUGACACAGUAACAGAGGGAUUGAGGGCCUGCUUAGUGAGUUUACAUGUUAGAGGGAGUGGGGUAUAGUGACACAGUAACAGAGGGAUUGAGGGCCUGCUCAGUGAGUUUACAUGUUAGAGGGAGUGGGGUAUAGUGACACAGUAACAGAGGGAUUGAGGACCUGCUCAGUGAGUUUACAUGUUAGAGGGAGUGGGGUAUAGUGACAGUAACAGAGGGAUUGAGGGCCUGCUCAGUGAGUUUACAUGUUAGAGGGGGUGGGGUAUAGUGACACAGUAACAGAGGGAUUGAGGGCCUGCUCAGUGAGUUUACAUGUUAGAGGGAGUGGGGUAUAGUGACAGUAACAGAGGGAUUGAGGGCCCUGCUCAGUGAGUUUACAUGUUAGAGGGAGUGGGGUAUAGUGACACAGUAACAGAGGGAUUGAGGGCCUGCUCAGUGAGUUUACAUGUUAGAGGGAGUGGGGUAUAGUGACCCAGUAACAGAGGGAUUGAGGGCCUGCUCAGUGAGUUUACAUGUUAGAGGGAGUGGGGUAUAGUGACACAGUAACAGAGGGAUUGAGGGCCCUGCUCAGUGAGUUUACAUGUUAGAGGGAGUGGGGUAUAGUGACACAGUAACAGAGGGAUUGAGGGCCCUGCUCAGAGAGUUUACAUGUUAGAGGGAGUGGGGUAAAGUGACACAGUAACAGAGGGAUUGAGGGCCUGCUCAGUGUGUUUACAUGUUAGAGGGAGUGGGGUAUAGUGACACAGUAACAAAGGGAUUGAGGGCCCUGCUCAGUGAGUUUACAUGCUAGAGGCAGUGGGGUAUAGUGACACAGUAACAGAGGGAUUGAGGGCCCUGCUCAGUGAGUUUACAUGUUAGAGGGAGUGGGGUAUAGUGACACAGUAACAGAGAGAUUGAGGGCCCUGCACAGUGAGCUUACAUGCUAGAGGGAGUGGGGUAAAAUGACACAAGAAGGUAAUGACACAAAAACUAAAACCUUGUAUGGUCAAAUUCUAAGAAGGAUUUCAAUUCAUAUAAAUGUGUGGAAUAAUACAAGCUUACACUAUUACCAUAGGUAAACUCAUUUAAAAGAUGGUGUCAUUUAACAAAUACUUUUCUUGGGUUUAAUCCGUCCAUUGUCUCAGAAAGCUGACUGUCUGUAUCCACAUCUUCCAGAAAUGUCCCCGAGAAUGAAGCUCUAUACUGGCUAGUGCUAAAGUCAAUAAGGGGAUUAAUCUCCAAACGAUGGUGGCCAUCUCUAAAACCGUCAUAUAAAGUAUCCAGGUAGAAAUGGAUUUUCCCUCCUGAUUAGAGGCAGUGCACAGGAAUAUCCACCAUGUCUUAACAGGAAUUGGCAGGCCGGCACACUAGAAAUGUCAAAGUUAAGCCCACAUGGCAUAAAAAGAACAAGCCAAGCUGAUGCCAAGGAGGGCUCUGCUCUUACAGGGAAGAAUAACUCUAGGUGGACGUGGUUCUUCCCUCCUCUUUUCUUCAGCGUUGGAAUGCUCGCUGGGUGCCUGCUUCCAAGCCUGGUAAUGACAAUGGUGCAUUACACGCAUUUGCUGGGACGCUUUUUGGCGGUAGGACACACGCACAUGUUACAACAGGGGAUCGUUACACCCAUGCGCAAAGUUAUUUCUGAUUUUAGGCCCCAAAUUAAAGUUUUCCAGGGCUGUGGAGGCUCUUUAUUCCCAGCUGCAACUACCUGUUGGCCGGGGGCUGUCAGCUUUGUUGCAGUGUGCUCUCACGCUCUCUUUGUCUUUUAUUUCCUUUAUUUUCCUAAAUAAAAAAAAAUAAAAAAUAAAAUAUUUAAUUUCUUCCCAUAUAAUAUACUUUUUUAAAUCUGUUUAAUCCUGAGACUCCAGAUCAACCCAUUGAGAAAAGGUGAUGUCUAUCAAAAUCAAAGCAUUUGAUAUCCUGCAACCAACCUAUAACAGACAGAUACAAAAAUAAAAUUUGUAGCAUCUGAAUAAGCUAAAACAACGAAAGUAUUUUAAUUUUUAUCAUGGUUCCAGAAGAGUUUGCUGCAGACCUUUUUGGAUAUUAGACCUGCGGCCAUUCAAUCAGCCCAGUCAGCUGUGACUCCUAAGCCCGUGUUUAAAAUCUCAUCCUAAAAGAUUUUAUUUCAGAAACUUCCUCUGCUUGUUCAUCUUCUGAAUACUCGGCACAAAUUAUUUUCCAGGUUAGAAUCUGAAUAGACUUAUCAUAGAAGUACAAUGAUGGAAGACGAGGAUUCUAUUAAGAUCAGGAAUCUGUCAAGCACAAAAAGUCAAAUCUUUGCAUUUCAUCCUAACUGAAAGGAAUUGAUGCUGAGUGAAUGGACAUACCCGUCUAAAAGAGCCUUUAUUUGUAAGCACCUGAACCACCUUUUGGACCGUUAGUGGAAUGCAAUCUCAAGAUCCUUACCUGGAAAACUGUCUUUCUGGUGGCCGCUAUAUCAGUGAAGCGACUUUGACAACUUCAGGCUUUAACAGCUAAUCCUCCUUUUUCUUUUUUAAUGAAUAUAAUUUUUAUUUAUUCUUGUGUUACUUAUGCGGAGAUCGGAGACUCGCAGGUCUCUAAGGUGAGUAGUCAUAAUUUUUCCUUGAAAACAACAAUGUAUGUUUGGGCUCGCAGGCCCACAAUGUUGACGGACUUGCAAGUCCCUAUUUUCCAGGUUCACAAGCACCUUCAAGUACAUCUUACCAUCUGCCAUUUGUUUUCCUAAUUGGGUUUUGUUUACAUGGUUUAUACGUUUCAUGUAUAGUAGCCGGUGGUCUCCUUAUGUUUGUGUUGAGGUUCGCAGACCUCGUAUGCAGCCUUUAUUGUUAGGUGCCGUUCAUGUCCCUAAAUUUAGUGUUGGGCUUUGUGCCUGUAGCAGAUUAAUGUGAGUCUCCCCUUAGUGUCCCGGGUGUCCUGUAUCUAGGGUACAGUGUACCUGUGUUGAGAGGGUUAUGACUCAUAUUUCGGGGGGGUUUGAACGUGGUUCGUUGCUGCCCUCAGGCUAUGUUGUGGUUAUCCCGUCUGCUCGGUCUAUGUUUCAUUAGGGUCGUGUCUCUUGGAAUUUAUGAGUUGUGUGUGAACCCGUAUGGGUUUUCCGUUCAGGGCCCUAGUGUCUCCUCUAUAUGAAAUAAUUUCUGCUUUGACUGGGGUAUCGUCCUGUGUGGGUCUUUAGGAGAGAGGGGGUGGGAAAGGUCGGGGUUAGGGUGAGGAGGGGGGUGUCUGCAGUCGUUGUCUCCGUCGUCUGUCGUCUAGUGGGUGUUCUAAGCCUAACUGUCCGUGGUUUGGCGUACGUCUGUUCCGAGUUCCAUUUGGAAUCCUUCCUUAGCUGUCUCUAGGAUCCAAUAUGUCCAAAUGUCCGUGUAGGUCUUUGUGGUUACGUUAGUCGUCAUGGUCAGUUCUUCUGUUAUUCUGAGUUCCUCCAUUUGGCUGAACCAAGUCUUAAGUGGAGGUGUUAUGUUCUGUUUCCAGUAUUGGGGGAUUACCCGUUUGGCUAUAUUGAGUAUUCGGAUGGUCAUGGAUCGUUUGUACUUAGAGUGUGGUGUAGGAGUGUGGUGUAGGAGCAUUGCUGCUGGUUCCAAGGGGGGUGGUUCGUCCGUGAAUUUCUCGAGCAUUCUGUGUAUGUUUUGCCAGUAUGGUUUAAUUUUUGUGCAGUCCCACCAGAUGUGUUUCAUGUCUCCCUCUUCUCGUUGGCAUCUCUAGCAUAGGCCAGAUUGAUCUGGGUUUAUCUGAUGUAGGAGGUGUGGUGUCCUAUACCAGUGGGUUAGUAAUUUGUAGGCUGUCUCUGGUGUUUUACUGUGUGUGGAGCAGUGGUGUGUGAGGUAGCAGAUGGAUUCCCAUUCUGUGUCUGUCAAUGUGUGUCCCAGGGCUUUCUCCCAUUUCCCCAUAAAUACAGGUGUCUCAGUUGGGAUGUCUGUUUGCAACAUGGUGUAUAGGAAGGACACUCCGUGUGGGAGCGGGUCUGGGUGCAUGCAUAUCCCCUCUAUUGUGGUAUGUUCUCUAGUGAGUGCUGGGCCCUGUGGUAGGGUGUGGAUGUAGUUGGUUAGUUGGGAGUAUCGAAAGUUGUGCAUGAAAGUCGGGGGUACGUCUCCCAUCAUGUCCAGAAGCUUUUUGCAUUUCCCGUUUUGCAUGACGUGAUGUAAGCAUGGGUGUGUGUCUGGAAGGAUGCCUCUAAGGGCCCUCGGGUCUAGCCCCGGGGUGAAGUCUUUGUUAAACGUCAAUGGAAGGAGGGGAGAGGGGUAUGGCGAUAUGUUUCCCUUCACCACUACUCUUCUCCAUAUUUUUAGGGUGUGUUUGGUGUAGAUGGACAUUUCGUCCCAGUUCGUCGCGUUUCGGUCCCAUGGCAGUCCCGAGAUUGGUCUACCCGCCUCCGUCUCCUCCACCGUCUUCCACAGUUUGUGUACCCUGUCUUUUGUCCACUCUACAACUCUCUGUAGGUGUGUGUAAUCCUCCUUUUUCAUAUGGACAAAGUAAUUUUCAAGCUUGCCCCAUGUUUUCUCCAUAAAGUGUUUUUUUUUUUUUUUUCGGUGGUCAAUAAUUAAUCAGGAAAUUAUUCUCCCAACAUUCUGUCAGAUCCCUCAGAAGAGUAAGAAAAGUAAAUUUCAUGGCCUUGAUGUUAAAUGCACACUGCAGUACUAUUUGGAGGGGAAGAAAACGGCAUUUUUUGUCAUUUUGAAAGGCCUGUUUGCUCGGUCAGGGUCAAAAGACAGAUCUCAUGGCAUUCAAAGGCUCAUUGGCAAAAUGGAUUAAAGAAGCUAUCAUUCUGGCCCACACGUCUUCUAAAGUUGCUCCUCCACUUCAUUUAAAGACUCAUUCCACAUGGACAAUGGCUAUAUCCUGGGCCUCUAAGAGACUGGGAACUGCAGCUCAGAUAUGAAAGGCGGCUACUUGGUCCUCCAUUCACACUUUCUCAAAACAUAAGUUAGACAUUCUGACCUCUGAAGUUUCUGUUUUUGGGCGCAAUGUGCUUCAAGCUGUGGCCAAAUGAUUUCUACCUGCUCUUUAGAUAUUCCUUGUUCAUCCCAGUUGUUGUGCACUGGCUCUAAUCUGGAAAGAUUAAAAAAAAUUUUUAAUUUUUCUUUAGAAUUAGAGGCAGUGCACAUAUUACUCCCUAUUUAAUAAAUCUAUAUUUGCCUUUACUUGGCUCGUGUAUUUUCUGGGGUUACAAAGUUGGUUCGGGGGGUUUAUGCCAUGUGAGGAGGAAUAACAGGCAAACCUUAACGUUUAUAUUUUUAGUUUGCCUUCCUUUUCCUGCCCAGACAUGGUGAAUAUCCUUGUUGUUGUGCACUGCCUCUAAUCCUAAGGAAAAAUACAUUUACGGUCAGUAAAAUUUGGUCUUUUUGCAGGGUUGCUAUAACCUUUCAUUGUGCAAUGGAAAAUGGCUAUAUUUAUAUUAAACCAUUUUUUUUAAUUGAAUCCACUUUUUUUCCUCUCCCUAAUGUUUCUGGUUACUUGCAUCUGGGUACAGAAGCUUAAGGGUUAAAUCAAAUCAAGGAAUAAGAAUAUAUUAAUCUGUGUAAAUGAACAUUUACGCAUUAGUCUGUGAAGGUCACUGAACAUAGCUAGCAAAAUGAAAAAUAGGCCAAGUCCAAGGGUAUGCUACAUCUGUGCCCUCCUGUAACACGAUGAAUUGGAAUUAAAGGUAAUUGGAGCAUAACGAUAGGCAACGGGGGAACUUUGCUUUACCUACCCUGUAUGACUGGCGUAGAAAAGCUUAAUUUACCCCUGUAUGCUACAGUGCAGUAAUGGCUUGUGUAUAGCGCUGUGGGAGUGAUACAUGCCAUCUUGUGACUGUCUGCACUCCGCUACAGGUACAGCGCCAAAGUUGUCAUCUAUGGUAAUUUUGAAUGAUAUCAUUUUGGCAUUCUUAGCGUAUGUUAACAUUUAUUUUUGUGGUUGAGUGCAGUCCUCAUUUUGCUAUUUUUUUUUUCAUGUAUCCAAUAUUUAUUUGAUUUCCUUGUGCUUUGGUGUUUUUGUUUUCUAUUUUCAUUUCAGUGGUUAAUAACUCAAUUGUAUUUAUUUUGGGGGGGAAACAGAUUUGUGUAAUUUUUUAAUUAUUUGCUUAAAGGGACACUAUAAGCACCCAGAACACUUAAUCUCAUUGGAGUUGUCUGGGUGCAGUGACCUUGUCCCCUUCACCCUGCAAUGGGUGCAGAGUUAAGACUACCUCUUCAAUCAGACAGCCACUAGAGGCACUUCCUAGUGGUUAGGCAACUUUUGUUUCCUAACUGACACUGGACAUCCUCACGUGCUGCAUGAGGUCUUCCGGCAUCAGUCAAUUACCCAUAGGAAAGCAUUGCAGCAAUGGCCCUCCUAUGGGGAAUGCCUAGUGCGCUAGCGAUAUUAGCCACGCAUGAUCUUUAGCACCCCGCAUCGGGUGACAUCGGAGGGGGCAGAGAGCCGACCUAGCGCCGAGGAACAUCAGCUCUACAAUUUGGUAAGUACGGUAAGUGUUUAUUAACCCUUAUAGUGUGGGGAGAGGUAUAUCCCUGUAAUCGACAUCAAUGCCAUUUAUAUGAUUGAAAAUUUUAUACUCUGCAUUCAAAUGUUUUAUGAUACUUUAUUUCAGUCUGAUAUUUUACAUAAUUUAUUUUUGUUUACUUCAAGGUUGAAGAUUGUAAAAAUUUCUUUCAAGUGCAAACAAUUUUUCAUUCAGCUACGAAAAGAACUGGUGAGUAUUUUAGCUAAUGUUUUUGUGUAUGCUUUUAAUUUCACAACUGAUCAUGCCACCUCAACUGGCACACAACUCCUAUCCUUUCCACUCUCUCUUAUCUUGGAGAGUCUCUCUGUACAACCAAAAGAGGGGCAUUUUUUUUUUUUGGAGAUGUAAAAAAAUAUAAAUUGUAAAAAUAAGAACAUUGAAUGAAGCUUACUGUAGAGUAGUACAUUAUGUGUUGACGAAAGAUAUGGGGCAGGGUUUACCCAAACUCUCAAAACUUAUAAAAUAGAUAGAGGUGUCAGCCUAUUAUGUAGGAGCAGUGAGACUUGUUGCUUGGUGUACACAAACAUUCUAGAUAUUUUUAAGCUGGUCCCAGAGGCCAUAAACAUAUCCCCUAAUAAGGUAUUGUACAUUUAUACUGUGAGUGCUGAUCAGUAUUUGAUAGGGAUUCUGUGAGUGCUGUGCAGUUAGCAGAAUUGCACUGUGUGGCUGAAAGGUGGUCUGGCUGUUUCAUUGCUGCAUGCUGCGUUUUAAGACAAUUAUGUGAAGAAGCUUCCAAAGGAUUAGCAAUCCUGCUGGGUUUUGAGAUGCUAACUCUACACCCACCUAUCUCACUCUAGAGAUCUCUUUAACUGUCUGUUUGCCAAUGGACUCUGCAAUUCUCUAACCAGAGUCCUCAUGAAACUGGCAGUGCAUUAGGAGAGACAAGUCUGUUAAUACUGUGCAACGCAAAAAAACAAACUGGACAGAGUGUGAUUUAAAAGGAUUAAGUCUCUUCCAGGAUGAAACACAGAGACUAGUUAUUUUCUGUGUUGAAAAGCUUUUGGAUAAUGUGUUAAAACUUUAUAGCAACAAAAGCUGCCAACCGCAACACUAAAAGGUUAUUUACCAAUGUGAGAAGUAUAAGGAAUUACAAGUGAAUUUUAAAUUUUAAGCCCAAAGUAGCCAAACUGGACAUUCAGCUGACUUUAAUAAUGUGUUUAGUUCAGUUAUUUUAGCCUUGAAUUUGAGGUUCACGUUUUUAGUUUCUCUAAAACUGCAAUGAUUUACAUUGCAGGACUAAGGGGAAAGGGACAAUGCAUUCAGACCACUCCAAUGAGCUCAAGUGGUCUGGGUGCCUAUGGUGUCCCUAUAAGCACGUGGCUGGUAAGCUAUGUAAGUAAAACCUUCUGUAAACGUGUGGUAACCAAAUUCACUAUUAAUUUUGUUAAUUCUAAGCUAUACAUCGUGUUCUGGGAUAUUACCAGCAAAUAUAUAGAGGAAAUGUUAUUGUACUGACCAUAAGAGCUACAUCCAGGUCACAGACAGGGGCUGUGUGGGCAUUAUGUGUAACAACUUGGCCGAUGUUUUUAUAUGUCCAGAUUAUAUCAUUAUGCUUAUAGCAUGUGCUAGCAAUGUGGCUGUGAUUGCUUUUCCAGAAUGAAUACAGAGAGACCGUACUAGGAUUCAAUAUGGUGAAUUAUCGAGCCUGCAAGAACAUGUGGAAGGCUUGUGUGGAACAUCACACCUUCUUCCGCCUGGACUCGCCUCUGCCACCACACAAGAACUUCUUUUCCCAUUAUUUCACUUUGGGCUCUAAAUUUCGGUACUGGUAAGUGAUCUAUCAGAGCUAACAAACAAUGACUUUGGCUUGCCCUUAUUGUAAGAAAAUGAGAAUAAAGUAUGCAGUACAACACAGAUGUAUUCAGUUUGUCAAGAUGCUAGAUGAAGCAAGCGCACAGAAAUGUCGUUACUGUCAUUUUUAUUAUUGUGCAGAAUUAUUGUAUGCCAUAUUAAAACAAGUUCUUCACUUAUUUUGGAUUUUAAACUAACACUCAAAGCACCAUAACCACUACAAUUUGCUAUAGGGGUUAUGUUGCCAGGAGGGUCCUCGUGCCCUCCCACACCCAAUGUAAGUUGAAAAAAACAUUUGCUUUAAGUGUUUAUGUAGUAGCAUUUUGGCAUUGAUGAGCCAUUAACUUGAGGUAGACCUGUUGCAUUAAUCAAUACAUAAAAUUUUAAUUUUGGAUGCUUUAAAAAGAUUUUAGUUGUUCCAGCAGGUCAUUGCAAAGUUCUUGAGCUGUAAACAUUACUUGCUUUGUGGCUUUCAACUCUCUCACAGCAGUUAAAUGCUUCCCUUUUACUCCAGCAAAAUCUUUUUAAUUACCAUUUUCAUAGCAAUCCUGGCUGUCCUGGAAAAAUACCGCACUGUGUUCAUUUGAGUUUUAUUAAUUUUUCAAUUUUCUGUGAUGCUCAGCCUCUUGGGUAUGAUGGCUGGCUGAACAUCAGGGGAUGUGUAGUCUUAAAGCACCAGCAGUUCUGAGAUUGGUAAUUCAUGCUGUAGAGAGUGAAGUCAGCAAGUGCUACUCCCCGGAGUAAUCUGUCCUCGGGGCAGGCCGAACAUUUGUUGGAGAUCGAAUUCCACCUGCGUGUCUUGCGAGAGUCGGCAGACUCGCUCUCUCCAUUCAUAACAGUGUUGAAUAUUUCGCUGCUAGCUGACAAGCUCAAGUGUGCUGGCAACAUGUCCAUUUCUAAAAAUUACUGUGGCAAGAUCUUGGCCUUCUUACAUGCUCUCUUGUGUGCAUUCACGGUCUAGAAAGCAAACCUUCUAGAAUAACAAACCUUAAUUUUAUUUUCCGAGUAGCAGACCUGACCCUUUAACGAAUACAGCUCAAAUAAAUGUUUAAUGUUAAAUAGUUUCAUAAUUCCAAACAUACAUUUGAACCCAAGUACCAAGUGUUUGAUUGAAGGACAGGUAGAACAAGGGAAACUGUCAUAUUUGUUUUAGAAUUGUUUAAUGUGAAAGGUUGAAUUUUUUUUUUUCUAUCCUCCAUUUGUAUUAUUUAAAAUACAUGUAAUUAAAUACAGUACUUUAGUGCAUCUAUUGGCUUGCCCUUUACUAUUUUUAUUUUUUAAAACAAUAUAUUUGUUUUUAAUUUCAGUGACUGUUGAAGAGCAAAUGAAUUUGGGUACAGAAAGCAAACAAGUUAUUGCAUGGUGCGAUAACAUCACAAAGUCCAAUGCUUGUCCUCUAAUUGUAUUAAUAGAGGUCUAGUCACUGUGAUGGAAUAGGCAUCUGCACAUCUUGUAUUGGCAUAUAUAAAGGCAAUGCAAACCAGAACACCCUUCCUAAUGACAUAAAAGGGUUAAACAAUAACCCUAAAACGAAUUGAUUGCAUACAAGUAUCUCAUUCAGAAAAUGAAAGCAUUUUUUGAAGCAUAAUCUCCACAGACUACCAGGGAUGGGAAGCUAUCCUAUAGUUUAUAUGGUUCUAGUAUUUUCUCUAAUGAGGAGAGAGGGUCUAGCUCUCUUUCUCCCUGAUUUGGUCCAAAAAUAAAAUGAUCUGAUUAUUCAUUGGUGAACCCACUUCUUUCCAUUUUCUAGUGAUCAGCAUUUUCAUCCCAAGAAGAUUAUGGAAACUAGUUACUUAACUGAGCAGUGCCACUUUAGGAGUGAAGGGUACACAGUCACUUGAAGUAGAAGCUGAAACAUAUCUCUCCAAAUCGGAGCUACUUUUAGGCAACUCCACCAUGUAUGUAAUAAGGUCCCGGUUUGACCACAGUCCCUCUGUCUAGUGGCCGUGUUACUCUUCCUUAAUUUAAAGAUCAGGCAACCAUUUAUGUGACUGAUUGCUUCCAUUAUUGGGAAGCAGUUUACACAUGGUUUAGUUUGUUUUCUUUUUCUUUUUCAGUGGAAGGACCGAAGUCCAGUCUGUACAGUAUGGGAAGGAGAAGGCCAAUAAAGACCGGGUAUUUGCCAGGUAUGACCCCCUAAGCCAUGUCUUGCUCCCACUUCUGAUUGUGAACAUGAUUGUGUGCUGCAAUACCCGCUGUACCCCCCUAUUCCUUUUUAUCUUAGUGCUACUGGAUUUGAAGUGUAAAAUUCAGUCAUAAAUGAGGUCUGCCUUCAGGAUCCCUGUGUAAUCUCAAAGGGACAAAUUAACAUCAAAAGAUAAAUAUAUUCAGGCUUUGUUUUUCUUUUUUUUUUUUCUUUCUUCAAGCAAGUUAUGACAAACAUACACACUUGUUUAAACGGUGACUGCAAAUGUGACUUUAGUCAGAAGUGUCUUUUGGAUACCUAUAAUAGAUGAUCAAUGAUGGCAAGAAGAUUAAUGCUUCUACAGACACACACACCUCACGCACACACAUGCACACUCAAACUUCACAAACUUCACAAACACGCACACACAUGCACACUCAGACCUCACAAACACUGACACAUUGAGGCACUCUCUUUAUAUCUCUGUACUGUUGAAGAAUAUUUGUGCUUAAUAAGCUAAUGAUAUGUGUAGUAGGUUUACACCUAUUUAGAAUGACCACUUUGUUUGCUCAAUAUAUUUUGUAAAAAAUAGAUGUGAAAGUGAUUUGGGGAUGUGCAGUGCUAGCUGCUACUGUCAGUCCUUCUGUAGUUCGCUGGUGACAGAUCAUGCAGGCUGACAGCCUGUCUCUAUGGUAGAUAUUUACCAUUGUGGUGAGUUUUUCAACAGUUGCCGCUCUCAACAGGAAAUACAGAAAAAUUCACCAGUGGGUGGGUCCCUUACUUUCAAAACUGUUCAUUAGACUUGCACAAACCUAAUAUUAUCUAGAGCCUCCAUCGCUGCGUCUGUCAUGGCCCAGGGUUGUCUUUUGAUCUUACUGUGAGCUUGUCAGGUGAGUGUUCCGAUACUGGUGUCAAUAAACCGCCUGUUGCUACCUAUACUUAGACUUAUUCAACAGAAAACUGUGCCUGCAACUUGCAUGCAUCUAAUAACAUGUUGCCGCCAAGGGCUACUUUAUUGCAAUUUUAGGCAUCGUGCAGCUCUGUUCAUUUGCUACAGUUCUUUCUCCCAUGUUAACAUGGAAUUUGUGUCUUUUAAUUGUUAAUUAGCCGCUGAACUUCUUUUCUUAGAAUAUAGUGCUUUUUGGGGAACUGAAAUGUCUGCUCAGAAUUGUUUUGGAUAUAGAAAAUAAUGAUUAUUUAACAGGGCUGAGAAUGAUGAUUUGUUUCUCGAUGAUAUACGUGUCACUGUGAGCGCACUUUUUACUUAGACGGAGUACAUUUCACCUGUGAUUUUUAGCAAGCAGAAAAAAAAAUAUUACGUUAAAGCAGGCUUUUCUUAGAAAUGGAUUUCUGAAUAUUGUUUGUCUCGUUGCUUUUGGUUUCGAGACAGUGUCAGAAUGAGUGUCAGCUGCCUCUUUACAAACGUUUUAAUGCCUUCUGGCUUUUUCGUGUUGCUUGGAUUGUCUCUUAUUUGUGAAUGGGUCAAACUGCAGAGAAUCUGUUUUUCCGUAUGCUAAAUAUGCAAGAUUCACAUUGGAAAGGCUACAGCUUGAAAAUGAAAAAGGUGAUCAUGAUAUAGUACCCAUUGUCCAAGAUAUCUGUGCAGUAUUAUUCUCAGGCCUAAAAAGUAAUGUGCUGAAGAGAGAUUACUGCUGAAAGAUAUUGGUAAGAAUAGAGUUGCCAGAAACAUGUUCUGUUGGACGCUUAAUACAUUUCAUGUUGAUGGGCAGCAUAUUAAAAGUGCUGUAAUUAAAUGCUCUAAUAUUCCUCAUUGAUCAAUGACUGAUGGUUUAUGUGUGUGUUUGUAUGUGUGUGUGUAUAUGUAUGUACAUUUGCAUUCGUUAUUAUAAAUCUUUUUUUUUUUUUUUGCUGCACCCUUUUUCUUGAUGAUUUUAUCAUUGCAUUCAGAAAAUGACGAAUGAGUAAUAUUACUAGUAAUAAGACGCAUUUACAAUUUGAAGCAUGUGUUCAAUCCUUGAGCAAAAAGAGAGACCGUGAAAGCUCCUUACCUGAAAACAUUUCACUCUGACAGUGACAGAAUAAAUUACACCUCUUUAUUUUUUUACAUUGAAAGUGACACGUGAACCAAAAAAAGAAAACCCCAAAUCAACAACUAAAGUGACAGAAAAGGUGCAGCACAAAAUAAUUGUGAUAGAAAAUUGGACACAACACUUUUUGUACAUAAUCCCAAAUUUACUACAGGAAACACUGUUUAUGUGUUGCCCAUCAAUAUAUAAAUGAAGCAAGUUUAGGAAAACACCGUUCUGUCAAACCUUGAUGAGAUCCAGAUAGAAAAGAGCAAGUCUCUUUGCUAUAGUCUUUAAUAGAUUUGGCAUAAAGCGGAGUUAAAGGGACACUCCACUGCCGAAAUACAAAAAUAGCAAUCACUGUUUAGUAGAUAUAGCCUGAAAAUGUGCAUGUAUUUAACUAUGCAUUUUUCAUAUCUAAAGAUAGCGUGCACAAGCUUGUCUGCAGCCUUUGCAAGACCUCCGAUUCUAAACCCCACCCAGCUCGUCUUUGCAAGGCAGGUGUUCUGGGCAAUUGCUCCACUGAUCUAAACAAACCAGGAAGUAACAUGACCUGUUUAGGAUUGACAGCCAGGAGGGUGUAACAAGGUUCAUUUAUGAAAGUGCCAAUUUCUAUUGAAAUCUGCACUGCUUGUAAAAUAGAAAAAAAGAGGAGACAUUGUUUACAUAUAUAAAACAUUUCUGAUAGCUAAACUGCUUUAGGUGCUUGGAGUUUCCCUUGUAAUGUGCUUUAAUUUAUUUCCCCUUAAUGGAAUUGGUUCCAAGCAAGUUAAAUUCCCUAGAACAGUGUUUUUCAACCUUGUACUGAGAACUACCCUUGCAAGUAAAACAAACAAAAAAAGAAUCGAAAAAAGUAAUCUCUAUUGAUUUACAUUCCAAAUUAAAUGAGUAGACACUGUACGUUAUCCUAUAUUGGAGAAUGUCUUAUUAAAGGUAGUUAGGAAUAUGUUUUAAAAUAAAUAUACCACAAUGUGAAUAUUGUGUAUUUAAAGGGACACUAUAGUCACCAGAACAACUAUAGUUUAAUGUAGUUGUUCUGGUGAGUAUAAUAGCUCUCUUCAGGCAUUUUAAUGCAAACACUGCCUUUUUAGAGAAAAGGCAGUGUUUACAUUGCCACUAGAGACACCUCCAAGUGGCCACUCCACAGAUGGCCCCUGGAGGGGCUUCCUGGCUCAGGGCUGCACAGUAGGCCGCCCUGCCGUUCACCGUCUCCACGCUCUGCAUGGGGACGCAGAAUUUUUUGAUUCAAUGCAUCUCUAUGAGGAGUUGCUGAUUGGCAAAAACAGCAUUUGGCCCCCUUGCCGAUUUUAGCCAAUCCAAUGCUUUCCCCAGGGGAAUGGGGAAUUUUGAUGAUGUCACCAAUGGGGUGGGGCCAGCGCCGGUGUACCUGUGGAGAGCUGGAAAUAAGGUAACUUUUAACCCAUUCUGAGGGUGCUAAGGGGGUGGAGGGGGCAAGCCACCUAAAUGGUGGUUUUUCACUAUAGGGUCAGGAAUACAUGUUUGUGUUCCUGAUCCUAUAGUGUUCCUUUAAGGAAGAGUGUAUGAACUAUUAAUCUUAAGUAUAAAAGUCAUAAAAUGAAAAUACACAUAAUAGUUACACACAUAUAGUUACGCACAGAGUUCACUUACACACAGGACACUGAUACACACACAUUUAUACAGAGGACGUUGAGACACACACACACAUUUACACACAGGACACUGACGCACAUAGUUAUUAUUAUUAUUAUUAUUAUGAUAUUUAUAGAGCGCCGUCAAAUUCCGCAGCGCUUUACAAUGGGUGGACAAACAGACAUGUAGUUGUAACCAGACAAGUUGGACACACAGGAACAGAGGGGUUGAGGGCCCUGCUCAAUGAGCUUACAUGCUAGAUGGAGUGGGGUAAAAUGACACAAAAAGGUAAGGAUAGUAUUAGACUAUUAACUAUUAGAUAGUUACACACAGAUGACACUGACACACAUACACAUUUACACAGAGGACAUUGACACAGAUUCGCUGACACACACACUUGCUGACAGACACCCACUGAUACGACAGAAACCUACACAUUCUCAAAUUAGUUUUUAUUUUAUUUUUAUUUUUUUCUUCUUUGUGUACCCAGCCUCCCUUUCCUUUGGGAGAGUUGGAGUGGAUCCUUUCCCUGGCGUCCCCAGUAUGGGGUUGUGUGAUUGCAGCACUGCUCCAUUGCGCUCUGUUUAGUGAUGCCAGGACUGGAGUGGCCCGCGAUGGAGCAGUGAUGGAAGACUACGAAGAGUACAGCUCCCUCAGCUGGACACCUCCUAGGAGGAACUAAGGUCGUUAGCAAAAUACCUCUUGGCGUACUUACUGCCUUUGGUGCGUGUAACCUCAGAGGUACGCAUACCACAGAUUUAAGUAACUUGGCCCUAGGUCAGGCAGUGAUCAGCAGUUUCUUUGUGUAUGUAUCUUCUUGGUAAUGAAAGAGUUAACAAGCCUAAUUUUGCAUUUGAACCAGAAAACAUACUUCCUGAUGUCUACAAACCAUUUUUCUUUCUAAACCAGAUCUCCAAGUAAACCAUUAUCGCGAAAACCAGGCAGUGAAAUGGACUGGGAAGUAGUGAGCAGGAAUUCCUUGUCCAACGACAGGCUGGAGACACAAAGCCUGCCUUCGCGCUCUCCUCCUGGCACCCCCAAUCAGUAAGUCACUGCUCUAUAUGGGUUAUGGAUUUAUGUCUGCAAAAUGCAUCACACCACACAAUGACAGUCAUGUAUUCCAUAUGCACCUCUUUCUUACUGUCUCUCUUAUAGCCGAAAUUCCACGUUCCCUCAAGACAGAACACGGCUGCGCCCUUCUUCUGUUGGACAUUUGGUAGACCACAUGAUUCACACUUCUCCUGGUGAGGUCUUUGCUAACCACCGGUCUCCGUCCUCCACCCAAGCUAACAGUAUCAUCCUGGACUCUCCGCAGUAAGCCAUCUCUCUUACCAGGCUUGGCAUUAAAUGUUUCCAAGCUUUUCUGACUGGUAUUUCUGCAGCUUUCCUCACUCUCAGCAGUUUCAUUUUACCUUUUGGCUAUAGUUUUUAUUUUUUUAAAUCUUUAGCUGUGCACUGUCUGCUUGCAUAGUGAAACCUUUAAAAAGCUCUCCGCAGACAUGUCAGCUCUGUAAGAUGAUUUUUACUAUUUACUCCCCACAUGCACAAUAUUUGUAUAAACACAGACUGCAUUGCCACUUUUUACAGAUUUCAUAGGCUCCCCAGCUGCCUGAUAUUUUAAGCAUUUUAUGCUCGGCUUGGAAGCUGAAUGAACCAAUACUCGGACCAUUCAUUAGAUAAUAAGAUCCAAAAGAACCAACUCAGAAUAUAAUACAUGAGAAUUACACGUUUACACUUGUUGCAUUUGCAGUAAAUUCCAUAGAUUCCCAGAAAUUAGCAGUGCCCAUAGAAAAGGCAGACUCUGCAAAAUUGAGUAAUAAAAAAUACAGCUAUUUUAAAGAGCGUAAAACAUCCCACAGAGUACUAUUUGUCCCCCCCCCCCGCUUUCUUAUGAUAUAUAAAUACUGAGUAAAAGUAUACGAUCUGUGGGAAGGUUUUUUUCACUUGCACUUCUCCAAAACUUUAACAUGUAACUUGCUUACAUUCAAUUCUAAACACAUUAAGGGAUCUAAAAUUGAGCCAAAGUGAAACGACUUUAUGAAAGUUACUCUGUGGUGUCUCCAGUAGACACAUUGGUUAGCCUUACUCCGGUGUACGAAACUUUUCCCAGCUAAGCCUUAGGGCUCUUUAUUUGAAUUGACAGGAUAGUCUGUAUAUCCGUGGGAAUCAGUUGGCAGGUCUUGUGGUGGUUGAACUAAAACUCUCAUGAUGCUCAACUUUCUUCUUAAAAGUAGAUAAGGGCAUCUUUGGAUGGUUACGUUUCUAGGGCGUUGUACCUCCUCCACAAGUCGAAAGCCACAUGUAUGCUAACGCAGAUAUAUACAUUAUUUGAUGGAUCUAUAUUUGCUACUCGCUUGUCCUGCAAUGUUUCGCUCAGCUUGAGAAACUGGCUCCAGGAUGUGGUACAAUCCUUUUUAUAACUUCAUAGAAAGUAUAUCUAAAAAACAAAUGCGCAAAACUAAACUCCUUGUCACCCUGGAAAAUACGUCGACAACAGAGAAGCAAAAAGGCAUUUUCUCACUUUCAUACUGUAAAUGUAGUGCAUUUUUUAGUCAUUCUUUUGCUGGUGGUAUUUUCUUUAAUGUGGUCACACACGCAGGUUUACAAACCAUGUGAUGAAAGACCACAGCUGGUCACCUUCGUUUGUGAGUCAAAGAUCUAGCAGGGUUUUAGGAUUUUAUUUUGUUUGUUCAUUCUUUAUUGUCAAUGCUAAUUAGUUAAAUCUGCAUUUCAGAUCAUUUAUUCCCAGUGCCAGAGUAAAGGGGUCCUGCCAUUAGAUAUAAUCUGUGCAGCAUCAUAUAACAUUUUAAUAACUAUCUAAACAUUGCUUUUUGUUUUGAUUGAACCUCAUUUUUCAAUCAUUGCAGCAAACCAAUAAUUUCUCGCUAACCUUGGGCAGCUUCAUCAGUGCAUUCAAAGAUCCAUUUCAUGUUUUCUUCACAUUGAAAUGCUGGGAGCUGAUUGUCAAUUGUCUGAUUCGCUGCUGACAUCACAUGAUCCCCGUAGCCUUGUUUUUAUGUCAUUACACAUCAAAUCGUUUGGAAUUUGUGAUGUAAUUCCAAGAUGGCCGCCUCCACUCUGAUGCUUUCACAUAUGUUUAACCCCUUAAGGACACAUGACAUGUGUGACAUUUCAUGAUUCCCUUUUAUUCCAGAAGUUUGGUCCUUAAGGGGUUAAGUGAGGGUUUACCUUAAACUUUUUUAUGCAGUUUUGACUAUUGGUUUACAUUAAACAAACUCCCUUUCCAAAGUUUGCCUUCCUUUGUGCUCAGCUGCAGCAUAUGCCAUAAUUCUCAAUGUGACACCUGUAAGUCACCUGUGCUAUGAUUGGCUUUUGCUAGUCUCAUCUUGUGGCACCUAAUACAGAGUUUGCUAAUUUAGUUUUUUUUACUUUGAUUCCAAAAUAAAAUGGUGCUUAUUACACCCUAUCUCACGUCUAUCUUAUUUCCUCCCCAUCCUAUUGCAUUAUGUGAUAGGGAGGAGAGGUGGAUGGCUGCCAAGUGUUUGUGUUACUGUAUUUACACAAUAUUAGCCUUCACUUCAGUGUUUGACAUUUUAUUGCUACAUUUUCUCACAUUAUAUGUUUCUUUGUAUCAGACGUUAGACAUCUUGGUACUAAUGAUUUCUUGACAUGAACUUUGUGCAUUACUAGCAGAUGUUAUUAUUUUACUCUGUUUUAGUGUUUUAUUUUAAUAUUUUGCACUUUAUUUGUAUUAUGUUGUCACUGUAUUUAUUCCUAUUCUCUCUAAGUAUUAGCUCUUCGUUAUGUGAUAAUUUUUUCUGUUUUAUUUUGGUCUAAUUGCUAGUUCGUGUUCAACAGAAUUAUUAGUGAGAUGACCAGUUGUGCCUCCCAUCAAAAUGAUUUACCCUCCCUUUCAGCAAUACACACCAGAUUGCUGGUGUUUACAUCUAUGUUGAUCUGUUUUGUAUGGUUUACUGAGUCUUUUCUGACCAACCAACUGCAGAUUCGGAAUCUAAAACAAGCUCAACUGACUGGGCUGAACUGAGCAUUGGUCACAAGGUUAAAUUGUCUUUGAUUGUUUGAACAAAAUGAUUUACAUGUACCUCUAAAAUAAUAAAAAACUUGACUUUGUGUUUCUGGCACAAAUAGAUCCCAAGACAAUGUGGUUGAAGCUCCUCCCCCUGCGCUGCCACCAAAACAAUCUAAGAAGAACAGUUCCAACCAAAUUUAUCACUCCCAACAAGAACUGGAAAACCAUGUGAAUGAAAGCUUCGAUCCUCCGUGGAGUCCUGAUAAAUCCAUAGUGAGUCGUUUCUUUUUUGUGUUAUUUCUGUGUUCUGCGUGGUGGCAGUCCUGUGUCACAGGCAAGCUGUGCAUAUCUGUACAGUGUAUCAAGAGAUAGAAUCAGAGUCCUAAUAUAAAAGACACUGUCAUAGUUCCAUAAUCUUCUCAAACGCCAGUGUUUUUCUGUUUUCCAGCCAAAUGGCCUUGUGUCCCAUGACAAUCUGGUGUUGAUUAGAAUGAGACCUGAUGAAAACGGGCGGUUUGGCUUCAAUGUGAAGGUGAGAUAAGUCAUGGUACACAAUGGGGGAAUAGUACCGAGAUUUAUGUCAUUAUAAAUGUACAAGACUAGCAGUUUAAAAGAAUAAAAUAAAGUGGGUUUUGGAAUGUGUGCAAAUCCAUAAACUGUCCUGCACCUGUGUAAGUGCACAUAGGCUUUUAACCCCUUAAGGACACAUGACGGAAAUAUUCCGUCAUGAUUCCCUUUUAUUCCAGAAGUUGUGUCCUUAAGGGGUUAAGGAUAAUAGAGAGUAUUGUAUUGUUGUCCACUGUGUCCUGAAUGGUGCUACCACCCACAAACUACUUACUUGUGUUGUGAAUAACUUUGCAGAGGAGCAGGAACAGGCUCGUCUUGUCUUGUAAAUUGUGAUUUAGACUAAUUUCCUGAUAUUUCCAUAGUAUGUGCGUGAAACAGCUGAUAAUUGUUUGUUUUCCGUAUUUGUCACGCUUUACAACAGAUGUUUUGGUGCACACAAGUUUACGUCUAUUUGUGAGCUGAUAUCUGCUAAUUUUGCAGUGUACCUUUCAGUACACUGCAUUAUCUUCCUGGACAUUGCCCACUAAGUAAAAAAAAAAUAUAUAUAUAUAUAUAUUUUUUUAAAAAGCUAUUGGUAAAACCCUCCACCCCCAGAAAACAGCACAAGAGUAUGAUGACCUUUCCCUUCUAUUUGCUUGUUAAAGAAUAUUUGUUAGGAGUGUGUAUGUUUGUUGCAGGAAAUUCAUGGUUGUUUUAAUUCCUGCAGGGAGGGUUUGAUCAGAAAAUGCCGGUUAUAGUGUCAAGGGUAGCGCCGGGAACAUCUGUAAGUACUUCAAGAAUACAUCUCUCAGUAUUAAGAGUUAAUCCUUGUGCCAUCUGUUCUCCUGUAAUAUAGGCUGAAAAAAGACUCUCAGUCCAUCAAGUUUGUUUUUUGUGGGCUACUUUGUAUCAAACUGGCAGUGUAACAGAAAGAUCUGUCAUUAAUAAUGUGUAGACGAGAUGGUCCACUUCAGUUAUAAGGUUUAUAUAAGUGGUGUGCUCCCGCAAUGCUCUCUGCAGUCGCAAAUAUUGCAGCGCACACUGAUCAGCGUUUCUCACUGCAUAUCUCUCCUGUCUCCCUUGUGCAGGCUGACCUGUGUGUCCCUCGUCUAAAUGAAGGUGAUCAGGUUGUAUUGAUCAAUGGACGGGACAUAUCAGAGCACACGCAUGACCAGGUAGUCAUGUUUAUCAAGGCAAGCUGUGAGCGGCACUCUGGGGAACUCGUCCUGCUGGUUCGGCCAAAUGGUGAGAACGAUUUACCCCAGACUUCUUAAAAACCAUUAGUGCCAAAUGGCUGUAAAACACUACUUAGCUGUAGUCACUGUAGUAUGCAGAGCUAAAGCUAAUUGUUACCUGUAUAUUAGCUAGAAAAGACUGAAAUUAAAUAUUUCACACAACGCAAAGUGCAGAGACACACACAGAUGUGACUGAUCAUCCUUAGUGUGCUUCCAGCCAUUGUUGUAUAAGUGUUUACAGAAACAGACUGGUUCAUAUUUUUUUUCAUUUACGUUCUCUUUCCUGAUCCAUGAAGGUCUGUAGCCAGUCGAUGCAGCUGAUUUCCAAACAUAAAUUGUAAUCUGUUCUUAUCUUAGAAUCUUUGUAUUAUUUCCUUACUAUAAGUUUGUGUUUUUAUGAGGUUACAAUAAACAGAUAUUUACACUUGUUUUAACGCUCAUUGUUGAUUUUUAAAUUAGCAGUCUAGUCACCUUUAUAGAGAGCUUGGUUUAUAAUCAUAUAAUGUAUAUAACAAUGAUUGUGUCUACAUUACUAGCUGUGUAUGACAUAGUGGAGGAGAGGAUGGAGAAUGAGCCGGACUUUCAGUACAUCCCUGAGAAGACUGCCGUGGACAGCGGUCAUUCUGAUGAAGACACACUUAGAGAAUCUAUGAUACAGCUGGCAGAGGGUCUACUUGAUGGAACGGUCCUUGCACAGUUUGAUGUACGGAAAGUCAAUAUCUUAUGGUUACCGUUCACACUGUCCAAGCGGUUAUUGUGUGUUAUUUAUUUAUUUUUUUAUUUUUUUAUAACCAACUUUUUUUUUUUUUAAAGAAAAAAAUAAUAUAAAUUAAAACAGCAAUGUAGGGCAUACAAGUUCCAAAUAACAGAAAUAUUUCGUGAAUACGGUAGAGUCACACAAUUGUUCAUUUUUAAGCAGUGUAAGUAAUAGAUAACAGGUGUGGUAUUUAUCACAUCUAUGACAAAGGUUACCAAUAGAGGUAUCACCAUUGAGUUAUACACUAACAAGGUAACAUCUGCCAAUUAUAUCUUUACCAAAAAUAGGUAACUUAAUGCUGGUCAUUUAAUAAAACUAUUUAAAUGGGGAACAAGUCCCCCGCAUCAACUUAGACACAUCACCCAAUAUCAAGAUAUGCCUCAACUACUUUCUUCCCUUAAUCUAAAAAAAAAAAAAAAAACCUCUAACAUUCCAACGUCAAAUAUAUAAUUACUAAUUCCAUGGUAGGGUGUACCAUACACACAGAUUCAUAAACCCAUUUCUGGUAUACAACUAUAGGAUUUCCCCACCAAUUAAACCAUUCUAAACCCUAAGGUUGCCACUAUGUCCCUCCAUUUUCAUGGGGGUAUUCCUUCAGGGAGUGUGGGUACAUUGCCCAAAUGAAGUAGAAUAUUAGUAGCCCACGUGAAUUUUCCAUUAUUAAGUAUACCUAAUGGGAAAAAAAAAAUGAAAUGGAUAAAUUAAAAUAAGACAAAAAAAAUAGGAAUAAAGCCAUCUCCCUGAUCUCUAAACCCCCCAACCCUCCUAUCUCCUCAAUCAAUGCACUCUCCCCUCGCAAGAUAUUCUCUCCAUGGGCACCACUGUUCAACAUGCCUAUAGCCUGUGCCGAUUAUUGAGGCCUGUGUAGCCUCUGCUAAAUUAAUCUCCUCCUCUAAACUAUGUAGCCACUGUUCCUUAGUGGGGAUCUCCACUUGUUUCCAGAGGGCAGGUAUCAUAGCUUUUGCUGCGUUAAAAAAAGUCUCAAAAUUAAUAUUUUAUAUUUGGAGAUUGGCUAAGGUGUAAGAUGUAACACCUGUUCCACUCCAAACUUUUUUAAACCUCUCAAUUUUUGGAUGAUAUAUGUAUUGAAUUUUCUUUCCCACUCCUUUCUAGCAACUGUAUAGGAAGAAGCCUGGGAUGACCAUGUCUUGUGCCAAAUUACCUCAAAAUAUUCCCAAAAACCGAUACAGAGAUAUUUCGCCUUGUAAGUUUGAUCCUGAUUUAUUUCAUGCUGUACAUGUAAGGAACGCUAACGAUGUGUAUACAUAUAUCCUCAAAAGACCAAUCUAAUCUGCUACUUGUGAAAUCUGUAUAGAUCUCUGUAUCACAAAGCAGUGAAAUCAAUAAGAUGAUAUGUAGCUCUUAGUAGGGUCCCUUCACAAAUCGAAUUAAUGAAUUUGCUCUCCUAAUUACAUUAGCGGCAUAUCAAGUACCGAGCCUCUAUUAAAGGACCACUCUAGGCACACAGACCACUUCAGCUUAAUGAAGUGGUCUGGGUGCCAGGUCCUUCUAGGGUUAACCCAUUUUUUUCAUAAACAUAGCAGUUUCAGAGAAACUGCUAUGUUUAUGAAUGGGUUAAGCCUUCCCCUAUUUCCUCUAGUGUCUAUCUCAUUGACAGCCACUAGAGGCGCUUGCGUGCUUCUCACUGUGAUUUUCACAGUGAGAGCACGCCAGCGUCCAUAGGAAAUCAUUAUGAAUGCUUUCCUAUGUGACCGGCUGAAUGCGCGCGCAGCUCUUGUCGCGCGUGCAGCUCUUGUCGCGCGUGCGCAUUCAGCCGACGGGGAGGAGAAGAGGAGGAUCGGAGGAGGAGAGCUCUCCGCCCAGCGCUGGAAAAAGGUAAGUUUUAACCCCUUUCCCCCUUCCAGAGCCGGGCGGGAGGGGGACCCUGAGGGUGGGGGCACUAUAGUGCCAGAAAAACGAGUAUGUUUUCCUGGCACUAUAGUGGUCCUUUAAUUCUAUAACCUGCAUUGUGUCUCACAAGACGUACUUAGUGGGAACACUACCUCCCAGAAAAAUGCAAACAGUCAAAUAGGAUUUUGUCACCAAAGUGAGAAUUGUUGGAAAUUCAAGGCCAAAAUAGCUGUAUUUGAAAAGCCAUCUAUGCUUCUAGUUGGAAUACUUUGGUUUUAAAUUUAGAAUACCCUUUGAAUUCCCAACAAUUCUCACUUUUGUGAAUAAACGUGAACGUUCGGAGUUAUUCUACAAAUGUUAUUCCGGAGGGGGUGAGGAAAAAAAUUACUCUGUGACUUUGUCAGGGUUAUUCACUGAAGUGUGAAUUAAAAGUGAAUUUUACAUUUAGAGUAGCUGACUUAGAGAAUUUUUUUCAAUUUGGCUAUUUUCACCUUAUAUUUGAAAUUCACUUUGGAUUUAUUCACAACCACAAAGAAAUACACAUGCCAUUAAGGAGUUUUAUUUAUUUUAACAUUUGUUUUUAAUAUAUUUCCUUCUAAUGAUCCCAUUACUUGUGUUAUAGAUGAUGCCACUCGGGUCAUUUUGAAGGACGGUGAAGACUACAUUAAUGCAAACUAUAUCAAUGUGAGUGGAGAGAUUGCUCAAUACUUGGGAUGCAGGACAUUUUCUUUAGCACUGAACGAAGGAGGCCCCUUGUAUUACAUAUACAGUAAAACCCCAUGUAUCACAUAUACAAUAUAACACUGUGUAUUACAUAUACGAUAAAACUAUGCGUAUUACAUAUACAAUAUAACAGUGUAUUACAUAUACAAUAAAACUCUGUGUAUUACAUAUACAAUAAAGCCCCGUGUAUUGCAUAUACAAUACAACCCCAUAUAUUACAUAUACAAUAUAACACUGUGUAUUACUUAUACAAUAAAACACUGUGUAUUACAUAUACAAUAAAGCCCUGUGUAUUACAUAUACAAUAAAAUUGUGUAUUACAUAUACAAUAAAACUGUGUAUUAUAUAUUCAAUAUAACACUGUGUAUUACAUAUACAAUAAAACCCCAUGUAUUACUUAUACAAUAUAACACUGUGUAUUACAUAUACAAUAAAACCCCAUGUAUUAGUUAUACAAUAAAGCCCUGUGUAUUACAUAUACAAUAAAACUCUGUGUAUUACAUAUACAAUAAAACUCUGUGUAUUACAUAUACAAUAAAACUCUGUGUAUUACAUAUACAAUAAAACUCUGUGUAUUACAUAUACAAUAAAACCCCAUGUAUUACAUAUACAAUAAAUCCCCAUUAUAACACUGUGUAUUACAUAUACAAUAAAGCCCUGUGUAUUACAUAUACAAUAAAACCCCGUGUAUUAGUUAUACAAUAAAGCCCUGUGUAUUACAUAUACAAUAAAACUCUGUGUAUUACAUAUACAAUAAAACCCCAUGUAUUACAUAUACAAUAAAUCCCCAUUAUAACACUGUGUAUUACAUAUACAAUAAAGCCCUUUGUAUUACAUAUACAAUAAAACCCUGUGUAUUACAUAUACAAUAAAACCCCAUGUAUUAGAAACAUAGAAACAUAGAAUGUGACGGCAGAUAAGAACCAUUCGGCCCAUCUAGUCUGCCCAAUUUUCUAAAUACUUUCAUUAGUCCCUAGUCUUAUCUUAUAAUUAGGAUAGCCUUAUGCCUAUCCCACGCAUGCUUAAACCCCUUUACUGUGUUAACCUCUACCACUUCAGCUGGAAGGCUAUUCCAUGCAUCCACUACCCUCUCAGUAAAGUAAUACUUCCUGAUAUUAUUUUUAAACCUUUGUCCCUCUAAUUUAAGACUAUGUCCUCUUGUUGUGGUAGUUUUUCUUCUUUUAAAUAUAGUCUCCUCCUUUACGGUGUUGAUUCCCAUUAUAUAUUUAAAUGUUUCUAUCAUAUCCCCCCUGUCUCGUCUUUCCUCCAAGCUAUACAUGUUAAGAUCCUUUAACCUUUCCUGGUAAGUUUUAUCCCGCAAUCCAUGAACCAGUUUAGUAGCCCUUCUCUGAACCCUCUCUAAGGUAUCAAUAUCCUUCUGAAGAUACGGUCUCCAGUACUGUGUACAAUACUCCAAGUGAGGUCUCACCAGUGUUCUGUACAAUGAGCACUUCCCUCUUUCUACUGCUAAUACCUCUCCCUAUACAACCAAGCAUUCUGCUAGCAUUUCCUGCUGCUCUAUUACAUUGUCUGCCUACCUUUAAGUCAUCAGAAAUAAUCACCCCUAUAUCCUUUUCCUCAUAUGUUGUAUAUGUAUACAAUAAAGCCCUGUGUAUUACAUAUACAAUAAAACCCCAUGUAUUGCAUAUACAAUAAAACCCCAUGUAUUACAUAUACAAUAAAACCCCAUGUAUUGCAUAUAAAAUCUAACACUGUGUAUUACUUAUACAAUAAAACACUGUGUAUUACAUAUACAAUAUAACACUGUGUAUUACAUAUACAAAAUAUUUUAGGAUCUCCGGAGAAUGAGAAACGGUUGAGCUGGGUACUAAAAUGCACAUUAGCAUAGUAACCUGGUUUUAAAAAGUCUCACGUUUUCCAACCCCAGCCCUUCUCUAUUUUUGCUAUUGAUCCCAAAGAAAGUGAAGGACGCUGCUGGAAGCAAUUCCAGUUGGAAAUUAAUUUCUUCUUGAUUCCUUAAAGGUCCGCUCCACACACACAAAGCCCUUCAGCUGACUGAAAGUACUUUAUUUGCAUUUUAAAUGUAGUUUCUCGCAGAAAUCAGUACUUUAAAAUUCAAAUUAUGAAGUGUUCCAUUGCUGUCAAUCAAAUAGCAGAUUGGUCUCCUAUCUCUUUCACUGAGCUAACAGGAGUGCUCUACUUGAGCUUGUCCCCCAUUCCUCAUCACAUCAGACCAGCAGUCUUUCUGAAUGCGGUAUCAGUCCGCACACAAGCAGACAUGCCUGAUAGAUUCAGUGACUCCUCAGUUAGAAUAAAAACAAUUAAAAUGAAAAUGUGUCUGUUUAAAAUAUUAUUUUCCUAAUGUUGAUGUUUUCGGAUAACCGUGCUAUAGUUAGAGUGUAAUUACUGCUGACAUUGGGGACAGCCAUCUUAAAAUCAGGGUCAGAUAUGUUGCUGAAAGCAUGCGAUUCCAUGCUGCAAAUAACAUUUCUGAUCAAAGCCACUUCAUUAUUGCAUCAGGUAGUACAGGGAUUUAAUAUGACUUCCUUGCUGCAUUCCCAGUGAUGCAUACUCAUGUGAAAAUAAUUCUCUACUCUACCAGUUUUUAUUUAAUGUAUGUAUUCUUGUGUAACUGCAGAUGGAAAUACCUUCUUCCAGCAUAAUCAACAGGUACAUUGCGUGCCAGGGACCUUUGCCCAACACAUGUCCUGAUUUCUGGCAAAUGACUUGGGAGCAAGGUUCGUCUAUGGUAGUGAUGCUGACCACUCAAGUGGAGCGUGGAAGAGUAAGAGUUUAUUUCAGACAUAACACUAUAUUUAUCUGUAGACUUUACAGCUUAUGUUUUUUGUUUUUUCUCAUAAUGGUACGGUUAUUAUUUACCAUAAUAUCCUGUUAGAAUUAGAAUAAUAAAACAGUACCUGAUACCAAAUAAAGUAUCCGAUUAGAGUUAUAAUAGAAAAGAGACCUAUUACCUAAUAUAAUAAUACCCUGUUAGGGUAAUAGUGCAUCAGGGGCCUAUUAAAGGGACACUACAGGCACCCAGACCACUUCAGCUCAUUUAAGUGGUCUGGGUGCACUGCCCCUGUCAGUUUAACCCUGCAACUGUCAUUAUUGCAGUUUCUCAAUAACCGCAAUAAUUACCUUGCAGGGUUAACUCCACCUCUAGUGGCCAUCUGCCAGGCAGCCACUAGAGGCGCUUCUGUGUCAUUAGACGACUAGGCAUGAGGACCUCCAGCAUCAGCUAAAACCUCAUAGAAAAACAUUGAUUCAUUGCUUUCCUAUGGGGUUGUAUUAGACCUCCCCAUAGGAAAGCAUUACUCUUACAUAGCGUGAGGACAUCCUGCGUCACUUAAAACAGCGUCUAAGAACCCGGAAGUCCCUCUAGUGGCUGUCUGCAAGGUAAUUAGUGCAGUCUAUAAAAGUGGGAGUUGGCACCCAGACCACUCCAAUGGGCAGAAGUCCACUAUUAGUGUUAUAAUAUAGCAGGGACCAAUUACCUAAUAUAAUAAUCCCUUAUUGGGGUUAUAAUAUAGCAGGGACCAAUUACCUAAUAUAAUAAUCCCUUAUUGGGGUUAUAAUAUAGCAGGGACCAAUUACCUGAUAUAAUAAUCCCUUAUUGGGGUUAUAAUAUAGCAGGGACCAAUUACCUGAUAUAAUAAUCCCUUAUUGGGGUUAUAAUAUAGCAGGGACCAAUUACCUGAUAUAAUAAUCCCUUAUUGGGGUUAUAAUAUAGCAGGGACCUAUUACCUGAUAUAAUAAUCCCUUAUUGGGGUUAUAAUAUAGCAGGGACCAAUUACCUAAUCUAAUAAUGGGGUUAUAAUAUAGCAGGGACCUAUUACCUGAUCUAAUAAUCCCUUAUUGGGGUUAUAAUAUAGCAGGGACCAAUUACCUAAUAUAAUAAUCCCUUAUUGGGGUUAUAAUAUAGCAGGGACCAAUUACCUCAUCUAAUAAUCCCUUAUUGGGGUUAUAAUAUAGCAGGGACCAAUUACCUCAUAUAAUAAUCCCUUAUUGGGGUUACAAUAUAGCAGGGACCAAUUACCUAAUCUAAUAAUGGGGUUAUAAUAUAGCAGGGACCUAUUACCUGAUAUAAUUCCAUAUUAAGGUUGUAAUGUAACAUUAACCGAUUACCUAAUCUAAUAAUCCCUUAUUGGGGUUAUAAUAUAGCAGGAACCAAAUACCUAAUCUAAUAAUCCUCUAUUGGGGUUAUAAUAUAGCAGGGACCUAUUACCUAAUAUAAUAAUCCCUUAUUGGGGUUAUAAUAUAGCAGGGACCUAUUACCUAAUCUAAUAAUCCCUUAUUGGGGUUAUAAUAUAGCAGGGACCUAUUACCUGAUAUAAUUCCAUAUUAUGGUUGUAAUGUAACAUUAACCGAUUACCUAAUAUAAUAAUCCCUUAUUGGGGUUAUAAUAUAGCAGGGACCAAUUACCUAAUCUAAUAAUCCCUUAUUGGGGUUAUAAUAUAGCAGGAACCUAUUACCUAAUAUAAUCCCUUAUUGGGGUUAUAAUAUAGCAGGGACCAAUUACCUAAUCUAAUAAUGGGGUUAUAAUAUAGCAGGGACCUAUUACCUGAUAUAAUUCCAUAUUAAGGUUGUAAUGUAACAUUAACCGAUUACCUAAUCUAAUAAUCCCUUAUUGGGGUUAUAAUAUAGCAGGGACCAAUUACCUAAUCUAAUAAUCCCUUAUUGGGGUUAUAAUAUAGCAGGAACCAAUUACCUAAUCUAAUAAUACUCUAUUAGGGUUAUAAUAUAGCAGGGACCAAUUACCUAAUCUAAUAAUCCCUUAUUGGGGUUAUAAUAUAGCAGGGACCAAUUACCUGAUAUAAUAAUCCCUUAUUGGGGUUAUAAUAUAGCAGGGACCUAUUACCUGAUAUAAUAAUCCCUUAUUGGAGUUAUAAUAUAGCAGGGACCAAUUACCUAAUCUAAUAAUCCCUUAUUGGCAGGGUUAUAAUAUUGGGGUUAUAAUAGCAGGGACCAAUUACCUCAUAUAAUAAUCCCUUAUUGGGGUUAUAAUAUAGCAGGGACCAAUUACCUAAUCUAAUAAUGGGGUUAUAAUAUAGCAGGGACCUAUUACCUGAUAUAAUUCCAUAUUAAGGUUGUAAUGUAACAUUAACCGAUUACCUAAUCUAAUAAUCCUUUAUUGGGGUUAUAAUAUAGCAGGGACCAAUUACCUAAUCUAAUAAUCCCUUAUUGGGGUUAUAAUAUAGCAGGAACCAAUUACCUAAUCUAAUAAUCCUCUAUUGGGGUUAUAAUAUAGCAGGGACCAAUUGCCUAAUCUAAUAAUCCCUAAUUGGGGUUAUAAUAUAGCAGGGACCAAUUACCUGAUAUAAUAAUCCCUUAUUGGGGUUAUAAUAUAGCAGGGACCUAUUACCUGAUAUAAUAAUCCCUUAUUGGAGUUAUAAUAUAGCAGGGACCAAUUACCUAAUCUAAUAAUCCCUUAUUGGGGUUAUAAUAUAGCAGGGACCAAUUACCUCAUCUAAUAAUCCCUUAUUGGGGUUAUAAUAUAGCAGGGACCAAUUACCUCAUAUAAUAAUCCCUUAUUGGGGUUAUAAUAUAGCAGGGACCAAUUACCUAAUCUAAUAAUGGGGUUAUAAUAUAGCAGGGACCUAUUACCUGAUAUAAUUCCAUAUUAAGGUUGUAAUGUAACAUUAACCGAUUACCUAAUCUAAUAAUCCCUUAUUGGGGUUAUAAUAUAGCAGGGACCUAUUACCUGAUAUAGUUCCAUAUUAAAGUCAUAAUGUAACAUUAACAGAUUACAUCAUAAUAUAUUUACUUUACGUCUGCCAUGCAGGCCUGUCCUAUCUACCUUAGUACAUUGUGUUCCUUUGGAGUUGUUUUCCUAAGUAUAAUGAGCUUCUAUCCCUUAAAUCAUUGCCAAAUGGGAACUUCUCGCUUCCUUAAAAAUACAGAAAAACAAAUGUGUUGACAACAUGCGAUCUCCCACUGAACACAUACAUUUGUUGUACAAUAUCAUAUUUGAGAUGCAAUCUUUCUAGAGUUUAUUCUGUCCUUGAAGGUAAAAUGCCAUCAGUACUGGCCCGAGACAUUGGUCGUGUCUGAGUUCGGGAACUUCCAAAUAACCUGCCAUUCGGAAGAUGGGAAUCCAGCUUAUGUUUUUCGAGAGAUGACACUGACUAACUUGGAGGUACUUUGCAAGCAUUUUACACAUUAUGAAGUUAUACCAGAUAGUCAUUACUGCUAUUCCAGGAUUGUAAAUCAAUACAAAUAUAACUUUAUUAAAGUAUUUACCAGAAAAGGUUCACUACACGCUUGUUGCUGAUAUGUCUUUAACCCCUUAAGGACACAUGAUGGAAAUAUUCCGUCAUGAUUCCCUUUUAUUCCAGAAGUUGUGUCCUUAAGGGGUUAAUGAUGUUCUACCGAGUAGAAUUCCCCUCUCCCAUUUUCAGUAUGUCUGUCUUUUUCUAGAAAAGCGAAAGCCGGGCACUCACCCAGAUACAGUACACUGCGUGGCCGGAUCAUGGCGUUCCAGAUGAUUCUAGUGACUUCCUGGACUUUGUGUGCCUUGUACGGCAGAAGAGAUCUGAUCACAAUGAGCCAGUCAUUGUCCAUUGCAGGUACCUUUACAGACUUGUAACAUGUCACAAUAGUUAUCGUUCAGUACUGGGGCGGUACCGGCCAUUUAUAAUGAGAGCACAGACGCCAUUAACAUACCAUAUCAUAGAAUGAAUCAGCUAGCAUAGUGUUCUAAUUCCAACAGAUUCUUUUAUUUGGGUGAAUCCUCCAGUAAAGCGUUUGUUAUAUUCCUAUUACUAUUAUUAUAGCACCACCAUUUCCCGCAGCACUUUACAGUACUAUAGCAGCAGGCAGUGUAAUCUAGUACUCUGCGGGUUACUAGGUGCCGCGUGAGGUUAGGAAAAAACUCAAUACUAGAUUCAUGCUGUACUGUUCUAGCUUGUAAUCGAAAGGUCCUGUGACUUCUUGCAGGAUCCUGAGAGCCACGUGCGACUGAUACUGCCUAGGUGCAGUAUGGGGACUCCACUUACUUACUUCCCAUUUCCCCUUUCCAUCUAUUCUUUUUCCAGUGCCACCUCUGAAUUGAAGCCAGUUCAUCACUGUAGCAAGUAGUACAUGUUCUGCAAUGAGCUGCUAUUAUUUGCUCCUUUGCCAAUGUUGCUUUCUUUAUGUUUUAGUGCUGGGAUUGGUCGGACAGGAGUUUUAAUCACAAUGGAGACGGCAAUGUGCCUGAUGGAGUGUAACCAAGCUGUGUACCCCCUGGAUAUUGUCAGGACAAUGAGAGACCAGAGGGCAAUGAUGAUCCAGACUCCGGUAAUAAUAAGAAUAAUUUAGUGUACACACACUCACUCACACACUCACUCACUCACACACUCACUCACACACUCUCUCCCUUUGCCCUCUUCAAUGAGCAGCAUUGCCAUGUAUUCUACUACCAGGCUGAUAGGCAAUGCAUCAGCCUUACUGACCUAUUGUAUUUUAAUAUUGUGUGGUCUGUCAGUUAGUGCAUUUGUUGUUUAUGUUUGAAAUGUGUUCUGAUAAUGGGAAGGCCAUAUUAUUUCAGAACAUUCAAUCGCUUGACAUACAGAAUCUGCCUGGUUUCUCUGUUGAAUUUCUUAUCCUUGUUUCUUUUUCAUUCCCAGAGCCAGUACCGGUUUGUCUGUGAAGCAAUCUUGAAGGUAUACGAAAAAGGAAUUGUUAAACCUUUAAAAAGCAUCACUUCAUAA
Pelobates cultripes (western spadefoot toad) is the source of this 49715-nucleotide messenger RNA. NCBI's taxonomy places the organism in Eukaryota, Metazoa, Chordata, Amphibia, Anura, Pelobatidae. The record is from the annotation of a GenBank genome assembly.